AUACUUAGUGAGCAUGCUCCAGCUGACUGGUUUUCAACUCAAUUUCUACAGCACCGUCAGCUUCUAAAGACAACCAUGGGAGUGAAGGCUGCGGAAUGGAACCUCUGGAAUCAAGGUACCUCAAGAAGGAAUAAACAUUUAAUUUAUCUAAAGGUAAAGUUCAAUGUUCUUCUUCACUAGAUAAUAUGUUGUUUCCCCUUCUUUUUAAGAACUAUUCUGUUGAAAUAACACUUCUUUUCUCUGUGUUAUUUUCCAUUCUAGCAAAUAGAGGGUGGUGAAUCUUUUUGCCAGCAGUUAGGAGUUCUAACAUGUUAGCCCCAUGCUUGAAAAGGAUUCAGUAGCAUCAGGCCAAAUGGCCAAGAGAAGCCCACUGAAACUAUCAGAAACUGUGUGAUAGGAAAAGAGCUUCAGGUGACAACUGACUAAUAAGUCUAAUAAAUGAAAUGAAAUGAAAUGAAAAGAGCUGUGAUAGCAGGGCAUCUGGUUUGCAUGCAGAAAGUUCUAGGUUCAAUCCCUGGCGUCUGGACGUAGGGCUGGGAGAGAUCUUUGUUUCAAACGCUGGAGAGCAAGAUAGACCAAUGGUGUAUGGAACCUUCCUAUGUUCCUGAAAUCUCCAAGGCCUUGGAGAAUCCUAUCUGAAGGAUAUUAAAGGCUGGAAAAGGUUAAGAGAGGUGCACGGUGGAGGCCCCAGCUCUGCCCAGCCAGGUGAAAAAAAUACUGCUGGCCUAUCUCUUGUUGGCUGUAGUAGCAGGUAGAAAAAUCUACAGCAGCAUCUUUCAGGAGUGAAGCACUUGGUGGCUUUGAAAUCCUCAAGGGGCCUCAUCCUCAGGUCCUUCAUUGACAUCAGUCUGAAACUGGUGAAGUUACAGUAAUAACAAUAACAAUAAUAAUAAUAAUAAUAAUGGAAGAGGGAUCAUGUGCCAGCAGAUAAAGAUUGGUUGCCUUUUGCUCACGCAACCAUUGCACACAACCCAGAAUUUUGGUAUCCAUCAUCUCUGGAAACAGACUAAAACUAUUAUUUGCAUUAAAAAAUAUUUUAUUGUCCAGCCACAUCCAAUGCAGCUUUACUAGAAACUGAGUUCAGUAGGGCAUUUAGAUGUUGAUUGUUGGAUUUCAACUCCCAUAGCCAGCAUUUCAAGCCACUGGAUCCUUAUUUUUAUUUAAAUGGUACUACAUCGGUCACUCUCCUGUCGUUGGGCAGAAAGGCCAAUCAUAGGGGUGUUCCAUAUUUUUUGUUCGAAGAUCAGUAGUUUCACAUCUGAGUUUUUUAAUAGUGGGUGGAUUUGCCAUUUGUUCAGGUAGAUGCCAUCUGGACCUGAUGAUUUGUUUAUUUUAAAUGUGGAUUCUAAUGCCUUUAAAUAUAACUUAUUUAUCGUUUACUUGAGUCAGAGGCUUCCUCCUAAUUACAGUGGUGCCCCGCAAGACGAAUGCCUCGCAAGACGAAAAACUCGCUAGACGAAAGAGUUUUCCGUUUUUUGAGUCGUUCCGCAAGACGAAUUUCCCUAUGGGCUUGCUUCGCAAGACGAAACGUCUUGCGAGUUCUUGCGAGUUUGUUUCCUUUCUUUUAAAGCCGCUAAGCCGCUAAUAGCCGCUAGCCGUUUAUAGCUGCUAAGCCGCUAAGCUGCUAAUAGCCGUGCUUCGCAAGACGAAGAAACCGCAAGACGAAGAGACUCGCGGAACGGAUUAAUUUCGUCUUGCGAGGCACCACUGUAUUCAGAUGGGUUCUUUGCUAUCUUAAUAUUCGUAUUACUGAAGAAGUUCAACAAACACUAGGUUGUUAAAUGCAGAUCUCAGCCUUAAAUUUAAAUAUGGGGUAAGUGCGUAACAGUAAUAUAGUGAUAAUAUAAUGAGGUUAUCUUGAUUGACUUUAAUAUGUAACCACAUGGGAACUGUAGUUCAACAACAUCUGGAGGUCACAUUUGGUUUCUCCUGGCUUAUAGCCUAAGCUCAGUUUGGGUUUAUUCUGUGCUGUAAACUAAUCAGUGCUGUUGAAAUAAUAAUUAAUUAAUUUUGAUUAAGCAGGGGUGGAGAACUUGUGGCUCCCAGACAUUGCAGGACUAAUAUCAGCUCUGACCAUUGGCCAUGCUGGCCAAGUCUGAUGGGAAUUGAGAGUACAACAACAUCUGGACAAGCAUAUAUUCCCCGCCCUGUAAAUAUAUAAUUUAUUCAGCCUGAGAAACCAGUUGACAGGGUGUGAAGGUUUUGCUUUUUAAAAAACCAGUUAUUAUUUAACUGUUAUCCAAAUAUUAAGGUAUAUAUGCCUGAUGUCAACAGAUGUGAAAAGGUAACCCUUUUCACCUUUUUCAAUGAGCCAAUGAGGCGAAGCAAUUACAAAACUGUAUCAUCAUCCAGGGCAUUGGCAAACAGGGGGAAAGCGAAGAUAACUUUUAUGUGAACAACAUUGCUAUGGCUGUAAUAGUGCCUUCCAAUUCACAAAGGUGAGCAGCAACAGCAAAAUAGCAAGCUGAAAAUUGUGGUGGAUUUGGUCAUUGCUUUGUUCUUCUGGGAAAAAGUUUUGUCAUUUUACAAGCUGGAAUUUUGUGCCAAAAGGAAAAUCAUGAACUGGUUGUUAUGUGUGGAUUGUGACUAAAUUUAUAAUUGCUCAACACUGAAAGCGUAUCAGCAGCCAAACACGGGAUAAUGGUUUCUUAAGAACUGGGAUAUUGCCAGAAUGAUGAAACUGACCUAUUACCUUGAAGAGGAAAUGUUUUGAUAAAUUUUAUGCUAAAUUUAUCCUUUACUGGAAGAGCAGAGACAGUACAUUUUUUUUAAAUUUCUGAGCAUUGUAAAGUUUUUAAACUUAAGUUUAGGUUAUUAAUUAAUUAAUUUUUUAAUGAAUUGUGUUAUUACCUGUUUCCUGAAUAUAUAUAUAUAUAUAUAUAUAUAUAUAUAUAUAUAGUUGCAUAUUAAAGUCAACCAAGAUAACCUCAUUAUAUUAUCACUAUAGAUGAACAAGAAAAAUAAGUAUGGCUUGUGCAAAGGUAGGUCCUGUGUAUUCUAGAGUUUAGCACUUGGAUAAAGACUUAGCAUGUGGAUAAUUGUGAUGUAGACGCCGUAUAAUUUCCAAAAGCUUCUCCGCCCCGCCCCCCCCGAGUCAUGGGAUAAGAGGAGAGCUGGAUUUAGGUUUGAUGAGGCCCUAAGCUACUGAAGGUAAUGGGGCCCUUUAUAUGUCCAGCUGUCCUUUGUCAACAACAAACUGUUGUUGUUUUUUGUGUUGAAUAUAUGCUGUAUAGUAAUUUAGGGACCUAAUAGGUAUCUAAAGCCAUUUGCACGUGUUGCCAUGCAACUAGUCCAUGCAGAAUGUAGGCACCCUAUACAGCCAUACCUCGGGUUACAGACGCUUCAGGUUGAGCAUUUUUGGGUUACAGAAGCGCCGAAACCCAGAAGUACCGCAACAGGUUACUUCCGGGUUUCAGCGCUUGUGCAUGCGCAGAAGCGCCGAAUUGCAACCCAUGCGUGCACAGAUGUGGCGCUGCGGGUUGCGAACGUGCUUCCCGCAUGGAUCACGUUCGCAACCAGAGCAUCCACUGUAUAUAGAAAUGCGCAAACCAGUGAUAUUUUAGGGAGCAGGCUAGCAGGCGGGCCCCAUUACUUACAUCAUAGGAGCCUACACAACACAAAACACUGUUGCUGUAUGUAGGUUUUAUUUGUUUUUUAUCUUAUAUUUUGGAAAUGUACAGCCAGUGUUUUGUUUUUCUUUAAAUUUCUUGGGGGCCCCCAAGUGAGUGGGGCCCUAUGUUACAGCUUGUUUAGCUUAUACGUAAAUCCAGCACUGUUGCAAACCCGUUUGGGGACGUGCGCUUUUUUUGAACUCGGUCGGAGAGCAUGUGCAGUGAGCAGUGAGGUCGGAGCGAACUUUGCCGUGCCGGGGUGGAAACCCCGCUAUAUGACACGGGCUCCCCGAGGGCAGGGAGGGAGAAGCGAGCGACUGACUCCCUUGCGUGGGAAACAGAGCGAGAGAGCGCGAGCGCCGCGUCCCCCUCCCUCUUCCAGGCGAGAACUCCUCUUCCGCUCCUCUCUCAGAACGCGCCCCGCCCCUACUCCCCGGGCUUAGUCACGUGCUCCGAACGGCCGCCAAGCAGCGCCGCUUUUUACGACAGGGUGACAGCCAAAGGGUGCGACGACGACGACGUCGAGGAGGAGCGGCGGCGGCGGAGGCGCAGGAGGAGGAGGAGGAGGGAGGAAGGAGGAGGAGGGAGGAGGAACCACCACCACCACCACCCACUGGAGGGGUGUGUGGGAGGGUCGGGAACGGGAGGGCGGCGCGCGCACGGGCGGGAGCGAGCGCGAGACGCCCGGCCCGACGCGAAACGACACCCACCCCCUGUCCCCGUCCCUCCCCGUCCCCUCAUGGGAAUGUGAGGAGAGGGGGUUGACGCCCCCCCUCAACCCUCGCCUCCGCCCCUGCCGCCGCCGCCGCCGCCUGAGGAGCGAGCGAGCGCCCCCCUCGGCCCAGACCCGCCUUCUUCCCACCGGCGGCGGCGCCCAGGUGCGGAGUCCAGAGCCAGCGCGCAGCAAUGGCGUCCAACGCGGCCGAGAGGGAGAUUUUCCUCACAGACCUGCAGCAGGUAAAAGAGAGAAAGUGGCGGCGGCCGAGGCUCGCUCCUUCCUUCCUUCGUUCCUUCCUCCCUUCUCUCCUCACGGCCCGGAAAAGCUCUUCUUCCUUCCUUGCCGCCCUUUCCUCCCCCCCCCCAUCCCUUCCAGCCUGGGGCCUCCUGGCCGCGGAGGUGGAGCCGCCCCCCUCCAGGCCCCCUUCCUCGGCGAGGCACACUCUGCCUCCCAGUGUCAUAAUCUCCUUUGCUGCUGGAGCCGCUUCUCUCUCUCUCUCUCUCUCUCUCUCUCUCUCUCUCUGGGCUCAGGCCACCUUGAGGUGGGUGGACCCCAGGAGUUUUCCUUUCCCCUUUUCUCCAUCCCCCGCACACACGCCUACCUCUUUCCUGAUUUUGUAUAGGACUGGCUUGUUCAUCACAGUGAACCUCUCGACCUUUAUUCUCCACAAAAUUAGUUUCUGCUGAUCUCUCUCUUGAAUACAAAAUGACAGCUCUUCCACAUUUAUAGGACCUUAGCAUACGUUAUUUAACGUUAAAUAAAUAAACGUUAUUUAACAGUAAAUUGCAGUAAGUUGUACACUCCUUGUAUGUUGGAGUUAUAUUACUUACAAGUUCCAUAAACUAGCAGCAUGUCUCCAAUAUUUCACAUCCAUGGUCAAUUGGGAAAUGAACACCCAACCAGAAAUUCUGUUACUGCCUAAGUGUUUAUAUGAAAUAGUACAGUAACAUAACUGAUAUAGUUUUAGAUGAAUCCAAAUAUUUGCCACUAACUGUCAAACUGAAUGUACAAUGGGUGGAUGUCAAGUGUUCUUCCGUUCCUAAAUAUACUGUAGAGUGUGAAAGUGACUGGAGGGCAAGGCCUAGCCUGAAAAGUAUAGUGUAAUCACUGCCACAGGCUGUGAAAGAAACAUUGUGGACUAUUUUAAACUAGCGUGGAAUACUGUUGAUACAGUAGCGGCAUCACCUAUAUUUAUUUUAGAAGAUUUAUAACUUGCCUCUUGGCUCCAAGAGGCUUCACAGUAGCUUACAAUAUAAUUGAAAAAACACCUCUGAUAAAACAGCAGUAAUAUCACAAUAACUGAGAGCUGAGCAGCAGUAAACCAACUGUAGCAGCAGACUGCACAGUUAAAAGGGCAUUCUGCAAUCAUAGAAGACACUUGAUACUUCUAUUGAGAAGGCCCUGUCCUGUGUCCUUACCAACCAUGCCUCUGAAGGCAAAGGAAUAUGAAGCUAGUCCUUUAUUUACCAUUAUGAAAGGUGAAAGGAUGCAUGUGGAAGCAUGCAAUCCUCAACUAUUCUGACCAUUUAGGACUUUAUAGAUAAUCACCAGCACCUGAAAUUGUAAAGAUUUGCAGUUGUAAGCCAGUUGCAACUGUUAACACCAGGGUUAUAUCUUCCAUGAAGCAGGUUUCAGCCAGCAUUCUGGCUGCUGCAUUUUGCACUAGCUGAAGUUUCCCAACACUUUUUAAAUGAAACCCAGCGUAGAGCAUGUUACAAUAAAUUCAACCUAGAAGUAACCAAAGCAUGUGCAACAGUGGUCAGACCUGCUUUUUUCCAGGAAAAUGCAUUGCUGAUGCAUUUACCCAAGCUUUGCAACAGCAUUCCUGGUCACAAUAGUAACCUAAGUAUCCUAGAGCAAAUUUAGGUCAAGGAGAACCCCAGGAUACAAACCUGGAGUAGAGGUUCUGUUCAGACUAGGUAGUACCCCGAGGCUUGAAAUAGCUUCUCUGUUAAUUAGGAGACCCUGUCUUUGCCAGGCUUAGCUUCAAUUUAUGUACUCACAUCUGAUCCAUAACUGCUCAAGCAAUGUUUAACACCUUCCGCUGCCUCCCUGGCAUUUGACGAAAAGGAGAGAGAGUGCUAGGGUUCAUCUGUAUAUUGGCAGUAUCUAGUCCAAAUCCCUAAAGUCUCUCCAGCCAUUUCAUUUUCAUGUAAAUGUUGAACAGCAUGAGGACAAAAUAUAAUGCUGGGGCAUCCUAGAAGCCAAAGGCCAAGAAGGCGUGCAGAAAUCUCAACACUGUUUUCUAGGACCUGCCCUACCAAUAAGACCUUGAAUCUUUGCGAAACUGCUUCCAAGCCCUAUCCUGACCCAAAGGAUAUAGUCGUUGGUUGUCUCAAAAGCCAUUGAGAGGUCCAGCAGAUCCAAGAGAGAUGCACUGCCCCCAUUUAGCUCCUGACAUAUAUCAUCCAGCAAAACUGCCAAGGCAGAUUGAGAAGGAUUGUGGGAACCAAUCUUUUCAAAAAAUGUCUAUAGAUUUGUAACACUUGUACACCUUGCCCAAGAAUGGUAGGUAGGCUGGUAAUUAUCCAAAGAUGUAGGAUCAAAUAAAUGUUUUUUCAGCACUGGCAGAACUGAUGGCAUCUCUCUCUCUCUCAAAGAAGCAUUCACUACCUAUGCCAGCCAUUUAGAUGGUUCCUUUUGGUCAAGAGGGCAUGUACAGUGGUACCUCGCAAGACGAAUGCCUCGCAAGACAAAAAACUCACUAGACGAAAGGGUUUUUUGAGCUGCUUCGCAAGACGAUUUUCCCUAUGGGCUUGCUUCGCAAGACGGAAACGUCUUGCAAGUUUGUUUCCUUUUUCUUAACACCGUUAAUACAGUUGCGACUUGACUUUGAGGAGCAACUCAUAGAAUGCGGUGUGGUAGCCUUUUUUGAGGUUUUUAAAGACUUUGGUGAUUUUUGAAGCUUUUCCCAAACUUUCCCGUCACUGUGCUUCACAAGACAAAAAAAAUCGCAAGACGACAAAACUUGCGGAACGAAUUAAUUUCGUCUUGCGAGGCACCACUGUAGUCAGUCUCAAACCUACAAGCAACCUGUCCACAUGUUCAGGCAGAAGCAACUCAAACAUAUUCAUCAACUGGUAAGCAGAUACUGUGGAUACAUCCAUAGUUUCUGUUCCUGAAGAUGUGCAGAUGUGUAAAGAGCAGGUGUGGAUGAUUUCAUCUGCAAAGUGUUCUGCAAAUUUGUCACCGUAGGCCACUGAGCGGUUACCAAGGGGUCUUCUUUGAGGACUCGGAUUUGACACGCUCUUCACCACUUGGAACAGCUCUGCUGGAUGACACUGUACUGAUGAGAUGCAGUGGAAAAGUAAAAUUUUGUGAGUGAUCAUGUCAAUUUCUCAGGUCAUUUCCCCAUUCCAUACCUCUGACAUGAUAGCCAGUCAUGUUAGCUAGAAACUACCCAAGAGCAGUCAGAAAUUAAUUUGGAUCCAUCAGUCUCCAUGGGCAGGCCAUCCUGAUAGUUUUACAGAGGGUAUGAAACCCUGUGAAUCUACAAGAGGUAGUGAACUCCUUUGUUAUGGACAGUUAUCUCAAAGCCUCCCACCAGCAGUGUGUCCAGUCCAGCAGUGUGUGCAUGUAGAUAGGCCCAUAGUUGUCAUGGAGGCCAUGAAUUCCUGACCGCCACAGAUGAGGGUACAUAGUACUUGUGGUUUAAUAGUCUUGAUAAUAUUAAAACCCCUUUCUCCAAAGCAAUGCCAUUGGCUAUUAAUUCCAAGAGUUAAAGUGCAUGUUGAUACCAGCCUCAUGACAGACUUUUUGUAUUGCUUUCAUAGUUUUGUCGUCUUUUUUUGUUUUUCUUAUGGAAAAAGUCAAAAUAUUUUCUGCCAAUUUUCUUGAUAACACAUGGUGUUGCAAAAAGAAGCAUACUGUGUAUUUUACACAUUCUGUUUCCAGAAUUUGCUAGUGUACAGAAGGUAGAAAGAGAAAGGAAGCAGCAAAAAGCCAAGAGCAGGAUUGAAAAAACUUCAUACAUAUGGUCACACAGGCUCCUAAAAAUAUGAUAGCGGCUCCCAGGAUUUUAAAAUAGUUUUCCAUAACUGAUUGAGAGAGAUGUGACUUUGUAGUGACAUGGAUGCUGCUGUUAAAGCAAAUCCAGUUGAGGCGUCCAAUGUGACGUUUGUUAUUUCCGUAUGAUGUGAAUUGAUGAUGUUCACAGGAUACUUGCCCCAAGGCGUCUGACCACAUGCCCUCUGGACCCCUGCCCUUUUUGGCUGGUUAAAGCCAGCUGGUGUUACUGGGCGGAUGAGGAACUGCUAGCUGCUCUUAAAGAGUUGGUGAUGUGACUGCACCUUUAAAAACCCACCCUGGGCCCAAUGGUGUGUAAGAACUACCAGCCAGUUACCAAUGCCCCAUUCUAGGAGAACGUGGUAGAGAGGGUGGUGGCAGAGCAAUUUCAAGUGUUCCUGUAUGACACUGAUUACCUGGCUCCACUUUAAUCUGGGGUUAGGCCUGGUUUCAGUGCUGAAUCGGCUUUCAUUGCCCUAAUGGAUGACCUAUAUCAGGGCAGGAGGAGUGCAUCCCUGUUACAAUUACUUUCUCAGCAAAUUUUGAUACCACUGACCAUGGUAUCUUCCUAGAUCAACUGUGCGGGAUGGGUUUUGGAGUCCCAAAGUAGCAUCAGGGGAGUUCUCUUUGACUUCCUGGCACCUGUCCUAUGUGGUUCUGCAAAGUAUUGUUUUGUUUCCAGUGCUAUUUAACAUCUAUAUCAUGCAUAGGCAAACUCCGGCCCUCCAGAUGUUUGGGACUGCAAUUCCCAUCAUCCCUAGCUAACAGGACCAGUGGUCAGGGAUGAUGGGAAUUGUAGUCCCAGACAUUUGGAGGGCCGGAGUUUGCCUAUGCCUGAUCUUUAUGAAGCCACUGGGAGUGGUUAUUAGGAGUUUUGGAGCAAAGUGCCAUCGGUUUGCUGAUGACACACAGCUGGAGCUCUACAUAGCAUCUGAAUUAGGAGAGGCUGUGCAAUCUAUGGACCAGUUUCUGUUCUGGAUGAGGUUGCUUUGAGAAAUGUAGCUUGGGAAGGUAUUCCUGGAAAUGUCUUUGGUGGCUAGAAGUGCUUUUUACCUGCUUUGUCUGGUACAGCAGUUACAUCUGUACCUGGACCAGGAUAACCUGGGCACUGUGGUCCACACAUUGCUAACCUCAAAACUGGAUGUCUGAAGAACACUUUUCCAGCUGAGAUUCAGCAAGCACCCUCACUUUGGGCUUUCAGGAGUCUCUUGAAGACUUUUUUAUGUUGACAAGAUUUCUGAAUUUUUCCCUGAAUUGACUCUGUCUUUAAAAGUAACUUUGCUCUUUAAAAAUUUAGCACCAAUCAUGAAGAUAAGAAAAGUUGUAUACCUCUUUACAAGUGGUAAAAGGUUUAGGGAGAACUAGCACUAUUCAUGCUCAGCUGAGAGCUGGUGGACAAGAAAAUGAAUAUUAUUCCUUUGGGAGACCCUCACUAUCAUGACAGUUUUAUAAUUGUGAGCACAGGUCACUGAUUGCACCCUUCAGUUUAAUACUAAUACAAAUUUGUCAAAAUAGGAUGGAAGUCCACGUUGUACGGGUCCUGAUUUAGUGAUUUUAUGUCUUUUGUUUAAUCCCAGCAUUUGAUUAAGUCACAAAUGUUUGUUAUCUUUUGAAAGUGGGUAUUAUUCAGAAAGCAUAUUUGCAAUAGUGGGAAUAUGCGUCACAGCAUAUGUAAUGCAACCUGUAUUCCUUAGCUACAGAUAGGAGAUUGGGAGCACCCUGUGGACUUAAAUGUUUCUCCCUCAUUUAUUUACCUGCUUGUGCAGGCAUUCAUCGUUUUCUAGCCAUUUCAGAGAUAGCUGUGAUUAUGACUAUGCCAGCAUUUUGCUAACCAAAGUUGGUGUCAACCACAAUUUGCACCCACGGUUCUAAAUAUCCAGCUCCUAAGGUGGAGUGGAGAAGCCAAGGUGUAUUCGCUGUGUGCUGGCUGUAUGCCUCUGGGCACCUGGCUAGCAUAGAGUGAAAACAAGCUUCCAACCUCUUCCCUGUGUCCAUUCAGAACUGGAACAGGGUGGAAGUUUGCUGUCUCCCAUUCACCUCCAGUCGCAGCUCCAAGCUUGGAGCUCCAGAGAGGAGAUUGGGUUUAUCUUUGACUUAAACUAUAUUGUGUGAGGUCUGGGCAAGACCCUACCCAUUACGGGAGGAGCAUGGUUCUUGCAACCACAAAUGUUUGGGUUGGCCAAAGAAUGCCAAAAUUUGUGGACCACUUGAGCCAGGCCAUAUAAUUUUAAUCUUAUUUCCUGAGCACCUGGCUUACAAACCUAAGAGCAGGAAGUCUCAGAGACUUUAUCCUGGUUAAAGGAAACAUUCAUGGCUGCAUAACCAGCAUAAGAGGCCAAUCUGAGUGGAUUUGUCCCAGUUGAAAGGAAAGCUCAAUAUAGAGGAGGAAGAGUUGGACGUUUGAACUUAGACCUUCACCUAUGACUGGCUAUGGCUGACAGUCUUGAUAUCAGGAAAUACAUAAUAAAAAUAUAAUUACUGUUACUUCAUAUGGCAUUCCCUGUGAGGGGCAAAUAAUGUUAUGUUUGUAUGCUGGUUGCAUUAUAUUAAAUAGAAUGAAAACUUUGUAGAGGCCUAUGCAUUGAGCCAAUAUGAUACUUUGAUCUCUUAAUACCAGCACUUGAGUAUUUGGUAGUAAUGACUAUGUGGCAACUAUACCCUGGUCAGCUGAGAUGAGCAGGAUUUGCAUAAUCAUGAUAUUUGCUACAUGUAGGAGUGUAAAGUGGGUGGACAAAUCUCAGGUGCAUGAUCUUCCUUGGACUGUUUAAACAUGUUUAUGUCAAGCAAUUUGAGAUUGAAAAUACAGUAAAGCCCUUAGAACUUCAGACAAGAUUUAGAUCGUGGCAGCAGCUGUAGGUUACCUGUUUCUACUUUGUCUAACAUAAUUUGUUCUUCUUCCAAAAUUAGUUCCUUGUUCUGCAUUCAGUGUCAUUUCUGAAGUUUCCCUGAGUUCGGGUGGAUACCUUGUUUGGUGUUGCGGCAUGGCUUUUUUUCUUACGAAUGUGAUUCAGAAGUUCUACACAUACGAAGUUGUCUCAUGCGUUUUUGAAUUGGGACAGUAUUCAGUUCAAGAAUAAAAAUACUACUUUAGAGCACGGUUUGGGAGCCUCAAGCCUGAAUCAAAUGCAGCAGUACAGGCCUAUCUCACUGCUCCUUGGGAUUCUCCCAGCUCAUGCCUCUUCACUAGGCCACACCUCUUACCAGCCCUGUUCUGAGGCCUCUGAAGAGCUUUUGCCCAGAUGGAAUAUAUCCUUGAACUGUGAUAAUGUUCUUGCUUGUGUGAAUGGAGGAUGGCAAUAUAGGUGUAGGUGUAGAAGCCUUGGGCAUUUGUGUGGCUAGAAUGUGGCCUACUGUACAAAAGAAAGAGUUUCAUCCAUUGUUCCAUCCACUGUUUCCCCUGGCCCCACCUUCCACACAUUGGGAAUGCAGUCUCUGAAAGGUUUUCCAUAAUGGAAUGUAGCCUUUCUACUGAAACGAUGCCCCAGCCCUGCAUUAGAGUGUAUUACAAUUUUGAGAGAACAUGCAGUUGCAGUUGCUCUGCACACACUUGGUCCAACAAUGGUUGUUGACCCAUAGACAGCUUCCCCACCUCCCCUUCUCUUCUACUUUCUCCAUCAUGUCAGAAUACUCUUGGGGUUUAUUAAACUAAGCUUUCUUGUUGCAUCCAAACUGCUAAACUGUGGUUUGAUGGUUUAAAGUCUGAGAUUAAAACCAUAGUUUCCCAGUUCAGAUGAAGAUGGAAAUUCUGGUUUAAUAAAUCUUGAAAAUACUGAAUUGCAAAAUGAAAGGCUGGGGAGAAGAGAGUGCCUGAGAUCAUUAUGUUUGAACUAGCCCUGAAACUGGAUUCAAUAUUUCAUGUUUGAUUAUAAGUGACUCAUAGGUCUGAAAAUAUUGAAGACUACUGAUCUAACACAUAUCACAGUGGAAACAAUGGAGAGUACUCUUUUAUUCCUUAAAAAAGGCAACAGAAAUCAUGAGAGAGAUGAUAGGGCACCCCACCUGAAAGGAAGUUAAACGUUGAAGUUUUAUUUAUUUUUUAAAUGAAUUGCUUCUGGCAGUUAACAUAAACACAGCAAGAUGAAUGUGAGUCAAACUGAAAAGCAAAAAUGAACACAAGGCACAUUAUAGAAGGGCUGGAGAGAGCACAAUGCACACAUAUUUGAUUUAGUCCCUUGCACAACUAAUUUUAUUUCGUGUGAAGCAAUUUAUAGAAUAAACUGAUAUUUUAAAAACUUGCAUUGACUGUGGAUAUGUUCUAAAGUUAGAAGCAUCCCUGGAAAAGUAAAAGAAGUGUAAGUCAAAUAUGCCUGACUACUGCUGUAGCAUUCUUGAACUGCUGCCCAUGUAGAGCUCUGUAAUCUCCUUUAAUGGAGACGUGUUUUCUUUGAUAGCAAAGUUUGUUUGUUUGGUGGAGUGAGUUUUAGCCCUCAGAUGCUGAUUCUUUCCAAUUUUAUUAUUUUGGAAAUUUGCAACAGUUGGAAAAAUUGUAUUACCUUUACUCAUCUUCUGAUCUUAAUGCUAGAGUUUAAUCUACUGAAUUCAUUUCUGAUGCUGAGUAUUUUAAGUCAAGAAUAAGUUGCUGAGCUAUUUUAAGCCCAAAGAUUGUGAAUGAGCACUAAUAGGGAAAGUUUCUCAGGAAGCAUUUGCUGUGUGUAUUCCGGAAGGCCUCAUUAGGGAAGUAAAUAAUUAAUUUCCUAUGAUUGGUCAGUACUGUCUGGCAGGUACUGUCCAUCUUCGGAAAGCCAAAUUAGGUUACCACUCUGAAUUGAAUAGCACUGUAUACAGCUAUCUGUAAUAGAACUCUUAGGCUGCAAUCUUAUAUACCAGGGGUUGGAAACAUUUUUCAGGCAAAGGGGAGUCCACAUUUCCUUAUGGUCAACUUUCUUGUCAACCUAUGAGGCAGGCAGAGGAAAAAGUGGGUAGAACAGUAGAUCUCAUCCUUUCUCCAUUUAGGCAAGCAAGUGGCAUUACCUUGGAAGAAGGACACAUUCCAGUCAGGCAAAAGCAAUCAAUUAGGACUAGUGAGGGCCUUUGAGGAACAUUCUUAGGGUUGGUAGAGAGCCCACAGACAUUGGCCAGAAGUUCCCCAAUCUUGCUUUAUACAAAAAUUAAAUCCAUGGUUUUUAUAUGUAUUGAUUAUUUUGUAUCUUUUAAUUACUCUCAUGAAGAUCUGUUAUCCUUUAAAAAACAAUUUGUGUUUAAUCUACAGAAGAAUUGUUAAUGCAGUUCUAUGGUAGUUGGGUGAUAGAGUAAAAGACUGCUUUCCAUUGCCAACGUGCAAUCAGGAGGACACUUUAUGGCUCCUAAGUGUGCAUAGGCACACUAGAUAUCUGCCCCACACCUGACACCCCAUGUCAUGUCAGUUGUGAGGCUGGUGGGUGUGGUUUAGGAAUAAAACUACCUUUCCAAGCCAAAUCUGACAGGCCAAGUAUGGCCUGUAGGCCGCAGGUUGGAAAGGAUAGGAGAUGUAAGUAGUCCCUAGUAAAACCAGCUAGAACUUGAAAGUGAAAUAAAUCAGAUAAGCAAAAUAAGAGUUGUUUGGUCUAGUGAAGUGAGUGUGUGAACCAUUUAAGAAUGGGAAAAAAGGAAAUUCAGCUAAGAUUUUGGGCAGGUUGCGGCUAAUAAAAACAAAAAAUGCUUUUGAGAUCUUGUGAUGCAUCGACUUAGGCAAAUGAAACCAGUUGUAGGUUGUCCAGUGUUGAAAUGUGUCUCACAUUUUUUUAAAGUAAUGACAAUCUACAAGAGGCCCAAACAGCACCAGUUUUGAUUCAUGAAGUAAGUAGGACAACUGCUGAGAUACUACCAAAUUGACCACUUGUUAACAAAGCAGAAAUGAAAUGCCUUACUAAGAAGCAAAGUCUUAUUAUUUUAAAGUAUGCUACUCGUCAACCAGAAUUGGUGUAUGUUGCAUUUGUUGAGCUCUCAUCUGCCUUUGACCUCACUGAAUAUGAAUGAUUCUUGAAAAAUCUGGCAGUUACUUCUGUGGAUAACUGCUGUUUCUUAAGCAGGACUCUAAUAUUGAUGCUAAUAUUCAAACUGGACUCAUGGGCUCUUAGAUUCAGUAUUUACACCUAAGGGUGUAAUACAGUCGUACUUUGGUUCGUGAACGCCUUACGAGUCAAACGUUUUGCCUCCAGAAUGCUGCAAGCCCAGAAGUGAGUGUUCCGGUUUGCAAACGUUCUUUGGAACCCAAACAUCCAACGGGGCUUCAACAGCUUCUGGUUGGCUACAGGAGCUUCCUUCAGCCAAUCAGAAGCCACGCCUUGGUUUCCAAACUUUUUGGAAGUUGAACGGACUUCUGGAACAGAUUCCGUUCAACUUCCAAGGUACCACUGUAUUUUGUUUAUUUAUUAAAUAUGUAUAUUGUCCUUCAUUUGAGGAUCACAGGACAGUUUACAAUAAAAAUACAGAACAUAGUAACAAACAAAGAAAUACUCAUCAAGUAAUGGGGAAGAGAGAAAGAAGCCUAGAUUUUAAGUUUUUAGCUGUGCACAGGACAGGUCUCUUUCAGGCAAUGCCUGCAGAAACAAAAGCAAAUAAAAACUUGGGCUCUGUGCCCCUGUUCCCAGCUGACAAGCAGGGUUUAAAUCUUGUUUUAGCUGUGAUCACCUGUUUCCUGCUGGGAACAGGUGUGCUCAGCCAAGGCACAAGGCAGAAUUGAACCCUGCCCUCCCAGCUGAUGUCACGGGCCAGAGAUUCCCCACCCGUUGUACAUAAAGGAUGCAGUUCAGGAGUUCUUUUCUUCAUACCUACCCACCCCCACAAUUGGUAAUCAAGAAAUUCCAGGGCUUCUUACACAGGUGGCGUGGCUCAUUUCCUUUUCCCAAGUAGGUAUAAGAUUACCUUCCAAAUACGGAAGUUCUUGCAAGCAGGAAUAUGGUGCUUCCCCAAGGAUUGAUCGGUGUUGUUCAUUUUUAUUUCAUAAUUUUCUGGAAGAUCAGUCAGAUGAUUUCAACAUUAGAUUGUUGCUGGCUAAGACAAGUUUGCUAUCUACAGCAAGAAAGUUACACACCUACUUUUUUGACCGUAAAGAGGGUUGAGAGCUAGGCUGCCAUGUGGAUUUUAAAAUGAUAUGAGGAACAAUAUUAAAUGCUGGCAAUUUGUAUUCCUGAAAAUGUUUAACUUACUCUUGAGGUGUCUUGUCUUUGUGUGUUGCAUUCUAAUGUGUAUUAGCUGCAAACAAUUUCUAAAAAUCAUAUUGAUUUGGAGGCAACCUAUCCCUUCUCUGACUUGCACAAAGUGUGGGCACAUAUACCUGGUCUGGUCUGCUAACACUCCCCCAUAAUGUUUGCCAUCUUUUACAAUCCUGAUACUAAGCUCAAGUGCUAAACUGCUGGAGCUCUCUUUAUUUCGACUUUUAUCUGGUACCUGUAUAUAGUGGUAUAAAUAUCAGUCUGAGUCAUGCAAACUUGCUUAACUAGCCAUACCACUAUUGUAAAUAAUACUUGCCCCAUAUAUACAUUUGCUGAUUCACUUGUGCACUGGGAUUUUCCUGUUACAAGAUGAUUUCUGUAUAUAACAUACAAGAUAAGAAGAGAGCUGCAUAGGCAUUUGCCUUGUCCUUGUCUGGUCAUUUUUGGAAAUUAGAGAGGGGCAUCACUGUGAAUUAGAAAUUUAAGCACUGGUAAAUAUUUCAGUUGCAUGUAGUCUAUAUGCUGGAAUGAUUCCUCACUUUUUCAUGUCUAUCCCUUGCAUGUUGUAGCUGGUCAUGAAUCAAGGGAUGGUGGUCCAGUGUAAAUGUAAUGCUUAACCAUGUCAAAGUGCAAUGUAAAGGAGCUUGCUCAAGCAUUGGGCUCAUGUAGUCCUCCCUGUUUUCCUCUGGUGUGCACCAAAGGCGGAGGUUGAAUAUACCUUCUUCUGAUUUAAACUAAGCGAAGUUUGUGAUUACAGUAGACAAAUUGUGAUUAGUUUAAAGUGUAAUUUAUUAAUAUAACUAUGAUCCAGUCAUAUUUGAACUGCUACUUUGUAGGCAUGAUGAAAUCUAAAGGCGACCAAAUGGUUGGGUUGAAAUUGUUCACUUUCCCAUUUUGCAAAGCUUCCUGAACAAGAGCAAUUCAGAAGUGAAUCCCAGAUUGAGGAUUCUGACAGUAUUGGGUAAAUAGAAACCAAUGUAGAAUCCUUUCAAUAAGGAUCUACAGAAAACUAUAGUGCGGAGAGGGAGUUUCAAGGGGAGAAGUGGUGAAAGUCCUGAAGUAAGUUUGGAUAUAAAUAUGAUUUUAUGUUAUGGUGUUUAUAUGCUUGCAAUUUCAUAGUAACAACAUUUUAAGCAUUUAAAAAUGAACAUUGCAAGAAAGCAUCUAAAGAAAGACUCCACUGAAAAUAAUAUGGCUACCUUCCACAAGAGAGAUGCUUGUGGAAAUUCAAUGUGAUUGCCCGAGUGUACUGGAAAUUUUGACUUGUUUUCCAACAAGAGGCUCUCUUCCAUCAACUUUUGUCAGUUUUGAAAGUAGUUUUCAAUGUGGUGGGCAAAGGGAUAACACCUCUUCAAGAAAAGUAAAUCUAAAGCCCAUCUGAAUGUAUGGACUUAGUCAUGUAGUGCUCUUAUCCCUAAAGCUCUAGGUUCUGUAGUAAGGUAACUGCUUACGCAGUCAGAAUUCUGCAGAUCUAAGCAUAUGUGGAUAGCUUUUAUAACUUACAGUAUUUGUCUGAAUUUGAAAUUUUCACGGUUCCCAUUUUGCACAGUGGAUGUCAUAAAGCAUAUCGUUUCUCUGCUAGACUGUUCCCUGCAAUGAAUAAAUUAGAUAAACAGUGCAGAUAGAAUAGUUAUCAAAGCAGUCACUCUGCUGCAUUCUGUAGGAUCAAUUUAGGACUGCAGGGUUUAUGUAGUUUUGCUAGCAGGUGGAAAUUUGAGGUUCUCAUUUUAAAUGAAGGUUGGUUCAAUUUAGUGCUGCAGUUUUGGAAUCCUGAUGCUUUCAAUUCCAUGGUAGUCUGUCUUCAUCCUAGGAAGUACCACAGACUUUGAUCUCCCUGCUCCUGUUCAUUUUGCACUCUAUAUAAGCUAACACAUUCUGCUGGUAAAUGACUCAUGUAUGUGGUUCAGGGGGCGGGGGUGGGGGUGGGGGAACUGAUAGAGGAUCUUGAGUUUGCAGAUAUCUUCCAACACUUCUUAUAAGAGAGGUAUAAAAUAUUUGGAAGGGCUACAGAAUACUAGAUCUCUGGCAAAUUGCUAAAUGUUUAGCUUUACUUUCUGAAUAUAUGCAGCAUGGUUUCUUCUGAAUUUAAUAGCCAUUUCAGACAAUAGUAUAAAAUCCUACCUGAACAAAGAUAAAUACAGUGAUAACUUGGGUUAAGAACGUAAUUCAUUCUGGAUGUCCGUUCUUAACCUGAAACUGUUCUUAACCUGAGGUACCACUUUAGCUAAUGGGGCCUCCCGCUGCCACCACUGCAUGAUUUCUGUUCUCAUCCUGAAGCAAAGUUCUUAACCCGAGGUACUAUUUCUGGGUUAGUGGAGUCUGUAACCUGAAGCAUCUGUAACUCGAGGUACCACUGUAAAGUGAUAGGUAAAAUAUGAUGGCACAUGACAUCUAACUGCCAAAUCACAAUUAUGGCCAUUACUCUGUAUCUUGAGGCCAAAUCACAAUUAUGGCCAUUACUCUGUAUCUUGUACUUUGCAAAUGAUGGAGCAUUUUGCUGCUCGAGUUUGGGGGUAGGCGGGAAAAGAGAAAGAGGAUGCCCAGCCAAGAGGCUAGUCUAUCUUGUUCUCAUGUCACUGUAGCAGUGCAUGGACGAAUGUGAUGUCCAUCUCUCUGCAGAAAGCAGAGUUUAGAGUGCCACUGCGGUCAAGAUAAGUCACGAGAGUGAACACAUAACAUUCAGAAGCAGUUAUAAACCAGUUUGCUUUUACAUUUGGAAGUUCAAGUCACUGUUUGGGUUCUGUGGUCAGAAUAAUGGAUGUGAGAUUACUGCUAGAGUAAUCUUUACUAUAUUUACUUACAGUUGCCUUUUGAACCUUGAGAAUUUUAUGGCUCUUGCUAUAUAUAGUACUGCACCAAACAUUCAUGUUCUGCAUGUUAACCAACUGUGUUGCUUUAGAAGAGACGUGGGGAAUAAAUAUAAUGUUGCAUUCUUGCAACUUUCUCCAGGGUAGUUGACCAUGAGAACUCUAGGCUUGUAAUGGAUUGCGAAAGUCUUGUUGUUGUUGUUGUUGUUGUUGUUUAGUCGUGUCCGACUCUUCAUGACCCCAUGGACCAGAGCACACCAGGCACUCCUGUCUUCCACUGCCUCCCACAGUUUGGUCAAACUCAUGCUGGUAGCUUCGAGAACACUGUCCAACCAUCUCGUCCUCUGUCAUCCCCUUCUCCUUGUGCCUUCCAUCUUUCCCAACAUCAGGGUCUUUUCCAGGGAGUCUUCUCUUCUCAUGAGGUGGCCAAAGUAUUGGAGCUUCAGCUUCACGAUCUGUCCUUCUAGUGAGCACUCAGGGCUGAUUUCCUUAAGAAUGGAUAGGUUUGAUCUUCAUUCAGUCUCCUCCAGCACCAUAAUUCAAAAGCAUCAAUUCUUUGGCGAUCAGCCUUCUUUAUGGUCCAGCUCUCACUUCCAUACAUCACUACUGGGAAAACCAUAGCUUUAACUAUACGGACCUUUGUUGGCAAGGUGAUGUCUCUGCUUUUUAGGAUGCUGUCUAGGUUUGUCAUUGCUUUUCUCCCAGGAAGCAGGUGUCUUUUAAUUUCAUGACUGCUGUCACCAUCUGCAGUGAUCAUGGAGCCCAAGAAAGUAAAAUCUCUCACUGCCUCCAUUUCUUCCUCUUCUGUUUGCCAGGAGGUGAUGGGACCAGUGGCCAUGAUCUUCGUUUUUUUGAUGUUGAGCCUCAGACCAUAUUUUGCUCUCUCAUCUUUCAUUAUAUCAGACUUUUAGCAUUUUUUUGUGCAGAAAGAAAAAUAAUAGUUGAUAUUAUUUGAGAACAUUGUUGGAUACCUGAAACCUGUGGAGACAGAUAACUUUUUUUUAAGUAAAUGAGCCAAUAUAUUAUGUUGCCAAAAUAUAUCACCAAAAUUGGCUGUUUGUGGCUUCCUACAUUAUCUAUAAACUAUACUGAGGGAAGGAGGGAACAUCUGUGGGUGAAAUUGGAUGGUUAUUUGGUGAAGAGGAGAAAUUUCUCACAAACAUAGUUUAAUUUGAGUAAUUUUUCACCAAACAAGGGCAUUUAGAAUAAGCAUUCUGAAUACUACAUAUACUUGUAUGAUUUGCUGCUGAACCACUCAAUCAUUUGGUAACACUGUGCUAGUUAACAUUAUGAUUGUUGUGCAAGACAUACAGUUAGCAUGUGUUUAAUCUUUGAAAUAUUACAUUAACUUGCCUGAAUAUAUUCAGGGUCCCCCCCUCCCCAAGUUCGUUCAUCUUGGAUUUUAUAUUAAGAAAAAACAUUUUUACUCUAACAAACAUUUUUUUAAUUUAGAAUUUUUUCAAAAUGAUAUAGAAGGCAGUUGCUGUGUGAGUAAUUGACAUAUUAAGAACAUUUUAAAAAUUCCACUAUUGACUGGGCUCCUAAACAUUUCAUUGCCCCCACGCCCCUGCGCCCAAAUCUUUGGAAAUAUGAGAUCUCUUUUAACCCUCCUGUCGUGAUGAAAUGUGUAUUACUAAUUUAUAAUAGCCAGCAUUCAGAAUGUGACAAGCAUUCAAAGAUUGGAUUGGCUACACCUCUCCAAAUGAAAUGUGCAUCAACACUUUCCUAGUAAUUGAUGGAAGCAGUUGCUUUGUAAGUUCUGCAGUGUAAGACCUAGAAUAGUACAAGAUUGCAUGUGAUCAUCUUUAUCUAAUAAGACUCUCGUAUUUACUAACAGUAUGACUUUACAUUUACUUAACUGGGAUUUGGACUCUAGCUUUUUGUUUAAUAGCUGAUUGUGUAUGUAUGAAGCAUUUCUACAGGAAAGCACUUAUUAAAUGCCUAGGUUCUGUGCAUGUAGCAUCUGAAAAGAUUGCAGCAUUAAUCUAAGGACUUGUUUACACAUUUAGUAAUACUGGACUAACACCUCAGCACUUCUCAAACCUAAUUUGUGCUCUGUGUUCAGAGAGCGGUUGAAGCAAGUUGAAAGAAGGAAGAAGUCUUUGGAAAAAUAGGGGACUCUUUCUCAUUUUCUGUCAUCCUAGUGAUAAUGUGAUUAUGCCAUUUCUGAUAUAUAUAUAUGGGGUGCCUGCAAAAAAACCCCACUUAAUAGUUAAACGUCUCAGGGUGGUGAAGGCAUAUGAUUAUAUUAUAGCAUGGUGACUAAAAUACCUUGUGGUUUUGAUGGGGUAACCAGAGACAAACCUCAUACAUACCUGCCUCUGUAUUCCAGAUUCAGUUCUGUGAAAAUAAUGUUUUUUAAUCUUUGUUUCUUCAUGGGACAUAUCUGCUAAAUAUGCAUAAAUACAUCAUUGUUACUUGGAUUAAUAAUUGUCUAAAUUCACCUUCGAAACAGUGAAAUCUACAAGUAUAAGGUGGCAAUCUUGUGCGUACUUAUCUGGGAGGAUGUCUCUUUGAACUCAGUGAGACUUCUGAGAAACAGCUAGGAUUGCUGUGUUAGACUAUUAGUUUUCAAGCAUAUCUGAACAGAGUCUGAAUGUUUUGCAAAUCCAAUGGAAAUUAAAUGACUUCUGUUAAAAAUAGGCACAUGAAAGGUGUUGUGAAACUUAAACCUGUUACUUUUAAGUGUUGUCAGUCAGUAUAUAACACUGUCAUUGCCCCUGUAGUACAUUUUCAAACAAGUGGUCAGUAAAAGGCCUCUUAAAAUGAGUAUUAGUUUUACAGAGUAUUGUGGGCAAAGUCAUUAAUUAACUGUUGUGCAUUUUAUUCUUUCUGCAGGGAGAUGUGCGAAAUAUUCUUUUCUCUGAGAGCGUGAGCAUUGGACAAAAAGUGGACUAUUCGGACACGAUGGUACAGCAGAAGUUGGAUGAAGUAAAGGACCAAAUAAAACGGGAAAUAAGGAAGGAACUUAAAAUCAAAGAAGGAGCAGAAAACCUCAGGAAGGUCACUACAGAUAAAAAAAACCUGGCUUAUGUAGACAAUAUUUUGAAAAAAUCAAACAAGAAACUAGAAGAAUUGCAUCAUAAAUUACAGGAAUUAAAUGCUCAUAUUGUUGUAACAGAACCUGAAGAUGUUACAGGUAAGUGAGUGGUUGUUUUUUUUUUUUAAUGGAGGUACUUAAAAUCAUCCUCAACAUUUAACCUAGAAGAGUUAGCAGUUAAUUUUGUGAUGCCAAUCCUUCACAUACUUUUGGUCUGCUUUUUAAAUAGUGAGAGUUAUAUCAGAAUUCACGCAGUUCUACCUGCAGAUACAUGUGCGUAAAGAGCAGCCACCCCCACUUUCGUUUAACAUAGAAAAGCAGCAUUAGGAAUCUCACUUAGUCCAUUGCACAUAAUUAUAUUGCUUCUGCAUCUUAUUCCUCUAAGAUGUUGCAUAGUAAUAUGGAAAUGAAGUAAUUUGUAGCUGCAAAUCAUAGAAAAUAUGCUUCUUGUGACACUGCUCAGACUGUGGAAUUCCAGUGAAACAUUAGGUGAAACAAGUAAGGAAAAUUCCUCUUGUGCUAAUUCCAGUUUUCUUCUACAGCUUAGUAGGUGAAAAGGAGUGCUUGGAUUGAACUUCAGAGAGCCAUUGUGGCGUAAUGGUUAGAGUGUUGGACUAGGUCCUGGGAGAGCAGGGUUCGAAUCCCCUCUCAGCCAAGAAGCUCACUGGGUGACCUUGGGCCAGUUACCAUCUCUUAGCCUAUCCUACUUCACAGGGUUGUUGUGGGGAGAAGGAGAACCAUGUACACCACCUUGAGAUCCUUGGAAGAUAAGAGGUGGUAUAUAAAUGUAAUAAAUAAAUCUUUCACUCCCUAGCAAUUUUUCAUAGAAAUGAAGUCUUAGUCUUGCAUGUGUAGCCCUUUGGCUGCAUAGAAAGAAAAAUAAAUCUUCUUAGUGGCCUGAAAAUGCUAAAGUUCAAACAAGCAUAUUAUAUUAAAAAUAAACUUUUAAAAAAUCUGAGAAAAUAUAUUACUGCUAAAGUAAUACAGAUAGCAUCCUGCAGAUUAAUUUUCAAGGGAAGAUACUGCUCAUGCUCCUACUAUUCACUCAUUUUACAGGUGUUUUGAGCAAAAUCAGCAGAGAUUAACUAUGGGUCUAAGUACAGUGUCACUCAGGGACAUAAAGUCUUAGUAAAGAACAAUGUCUUUUUGCAUAGACUGAAAGCUCGGCCUUGUAGUGUUCCUAUUUUGUGCAGAUGCAGCAGGGAAAAAGGCGGGGUAUAGAUAAAUUUCUCCUCCUCUUCCUCCUCCUCCCCAUGGCCAUGAGGGGGCUAGUUCUUACUUCCUGCUUUCAUUUCCUGGUUCUCCAUUGUACUUGGGCAGAGCAGAUAGUGAUACCUAGGUCUGGCCCUUCCAGGCUUCUGGCUUGUACAUGCUCCCCAUUUUUGUUCUAGGACCUGCAAGCAGCUCUGCUCUCUUGGGAGCAUGAGAAGGUAUCCCCAGCACAAUGACAGUGAGGCUACUUGGUGCUUCCUCAAUCCCAGCGGCUGUGUUGUGAGCUGGGUGUCCUGGGCAUGGAACCUCUCCAUUCCUCCUUGUAUCAGCAGAGAUGAGAGGAUCGCUGUCUGUUUCCCAGGCAACCAGGUCAUCCCACUUCACCCCAUCCACCUCUGUAGGCUCUGUUUCCUUUGUGUCAGAGCCAGCUCUUUGUUCACAACAUAAUGAUCUAGGGACGCUUCUGCCAUCACCUUUUAAGAAUGCUGCUGUUUUCUUCGCGUACAAACAGUGCAUCAGCUAGUGGCGGUUCUUAUGUUUAGUUUGUGAACUCACAGUCAACCCAGUGGCACGUCUUGGACCAUUUGAGGGGUUAUUCUUGGUUGGUACGCACAUGAAGUCUGCUAUCAAGUUUGCCAUUCAGUAGACCUGGUUAGGAUUUCAACCAAGUGUCCCCUUCAAGCCAUACAGAUUACUAAAAUGUAUUAUCUUUAUAUUGGUAAUUAAUGAGAUGCAUUGAUAAGAACUUUGGGAAACUAUUGUUCUUUUGGAGAGUGCUAAAAGGAGAGGAAAUCUAAAAACCUGUUAUAUUUUGGUUUCUCAACUGCAACAAUAACAAUUUGAAAAACUGAUGUUUUUAUCAUUUGCUAACUUUGUAGCACUUUGAAUCAUAGCAUUAGGCUUCCGCCUUUAAAUGAGCACUCCUGUUAGAAUGCUAUAGAGAAUGUAAUAUUUGCUGCAACUAAUUCAUUUUGUUAGUAAGCUUCUGAAUAUAAUCCAUAUCGGAAAUGCUUGUCAAAGCAUAUAGUCAUGUUUGAAGAGUUUUACCUUGGUUACAAUCCUGUCCUAAUUUUCUAGGAACCUAUUUCAGCAGCUAUUUGAAGAGGAAGAUUAGAGGAAGGAUUGGCAUUUAAGUCUCAGUCAUGAGGUAGUUUGCUCAAAAGUGGCAGUGUUGAAUCGGCCAUUAGGUUCAACAAGUUUUCUGUGGAGAUUGAAAUUCAACAACAUGAAAUAAAUGUUCUUUCCAUGUUAGCAUUACCCAAGACUUUUUAGUCAGCUCUCUGUUUUAUGUAAAUUUGGACUAUUCAGUUGAACAGAAAAAGUGUUUUUCAUAUCUUGUAAGUGUAUAUUUCUGAAAAGAACAGUUGAAUAACACAAAGUACAAUAAAUAGUGUGGUUGUAACCAGAUAUCUGGCCAUUAUUUGUUGGAACCGUUGUUGUUGUUGUUUAGUUCUAUGUCCAAUAUCAAGCACAUGCAGACAUGUUUUCCAAGAAAUAUUUGUAUUUCUUUCAUGCUUCUGAGAAUCAGUGGAGAAAAUAUAGCAGUAGCGUGCGUCUGAGAGAAAAAGGUGCUUCAUUUUUUGUCACCUACCUCAUGUUUUGUGUUUUAUUUAUCUGUCUGGAUAUUUGCUUGAUGCAUGUCUGUGUACACGUGUAUGCAUACAGUGAGAAACGGAAAGGAAUAACUGGAGAGAAUGUUGAAGAACAAAUUUUUUGGGAAGGAAUGGUAAAAGGAGAUACUGCAUACCAAAUGUGAGAUCAAAACAACAUGGGCUAAUGGACUGUAUCUAAGUCAUACUCUGUGUACCUCAUUGAAAUAAAUCUAUGUAUGUUAAUGACUAAGUCCAUUCAUUUCAGUGGGACUUUGAGACAUCAAUGUUUGGGAAAUAGUUCUCUGUUUCACUCUGAAUUUAAAGUGGUAAAGUUGAGGGAAAGUGAGCCAAGAGAAUAAUUUCAAAACACUUUUUCCCUGGCUACAGCAUUCCUUCUAUGUUGAUAGUAUCUCUAGAUGUGUGGAAGUUUUUUCAAGGUGUUCCCUGUAGUGGACAUAAUGAUGGACACAGUUUUUGUUGGAAUGGGAAACUAGUUAAUGUUCAGUAAAUACAUAAUCAGUAAACAUAAGAUUAAGCAAAUUGUCACUGGCACCAAAAUUAUUGUAAAGCAACUAGACAGUUUGUUGAUGCAAUCCAUGGAUAGUUUUAUAACUAUAAAAGCCGCAACUAGUUCUGCUUUUUGAUUACUUUAUAGUAAUCUCUGUGGUAGUUACUACUAACCAAAAAAAAUGUUUUUAAAUUAGACAUUCAGGCUCGCUUAUGUCAACCAUUCAUUCCUUUUCACCAACAGUCACUUAAACAUACAGGCACUACUUUUUUUCUUAUGCUAGCUCUAGUGUUCUUGGCAUAAGAAAUGAAUUACUUAAGCGUUAGGCACUGUAACCUACAACAAAUAGUAACUUGUGCUUACCCAAUGUAUGUAUGUGGAACAUAAAGGAGAUUAACUGAAUCAACAUCCUGUAAAGAGAGGGGGGAGAGGAUUGGAUACACAAAUAGAAGGGAUAUUUUUGUUAAUGAAAGUGUUUUGGAUUCAUCAGAUUCUUCCAUGGCUAGAAGUCUGCAGGGCAGGAGGGGAAGGGUAGUCAUUAUGCCAGUGGUUCUACAGUAGUUCUACAGAUUCCCGCAGCCCCCCAGAGCACGGGGGAUUUUCAAUGGGAGAGUUUCAUGAGCAGAAUUCUGGAACUGAGCCAUUAUUUAUUGCAGUUGACCUUAUUCUCAGCUUUUACUGGAAAUUCUUUUCCAUUAUAUUUGAAAUAUAUUUGUGAAAUACUAUAUUUGAUAAGAUCUCUUAGAACUAUUAUUGGUGAAUGGUUUAAUUUUGUCCAAGAACUGUUUUCGUAGAUCAUCAGUUCUCAGUUGGAGUGGAAAAGCUAUAUACCAGUCACCCAAGACAAGAUAGGAAACAUGAUAGUCUGUGCCUCAGUGAGAAACCAUCACCUCACUUUGACAUGGAUACCAGUUUGUGCAAAAUACUGAAAAGUUACUACAAUAGAAAGCAUGGUAGAUAUCAGGUGUAAUCUUGGGCAAAGAUAUAAAAGAUUUCUUAGUAGAAGUACUGUAUGCUUACUAAAAUAAUUUGGCUAACUGAAAUAAUUUUAUAUUAAUCUUAAUACUUUGACAUUUUGCACAGAUUGCCCCAGAACUCCAGAUACACCGAACAGUGACCCUCGUUUUCCAACUAACAACAGGCUGAUGGCCUUAAAAAAACAGUUGGAUAUAGAAUUAAAAGUAAAACAAGGUGCAGAGAAUAUGAUCCACAUGUAUUCGAAUGGUUCAUCAAAGGUAAGACUUAUGAAAAGCCAGUUAAAUUUACCAGUUUGCGUGCGAAUGGUGCUUUUUUUUCAGUUGAGGAAGCCGCCCAGAGUGGCUGGGGAAACUCAGCCAGAUGGGCAGGGUAGAAAUAAUAAAUUAUUAUUAUUAUUAUGAUUAUUAUGAUUAUUAAUCUUGGGUAAACCAAAGAGUGGUGUGGUCAUUUAGAAGUAAUUCAUGUAUGAUCUCAAUAGGCUAUCAUUCGUGCAUCACAUUAUUUGAAAAACAAAAAAAUGUUGGGGAGUUUGCCACAUUCUGAAAACCUGAUAUUAUAUCACUACCCGAUAUGGGUAGUGUGACAAAGUGCCUUGUAGGAAAAUUCAUCAUAUGCUGCAUUAAAACAAAGUUUCUAAAUGCAUUUUGUUGCCAAGCAAGGCAGCAAAAUCUUUUGUUCACUGGUUGAGUACGUGCUUCUUUUGAGAAGAUGUGCCAACUGAACAUCUUCUCGGAUUAUGCUGUAGCUUUUUAUUUUAAAAAAACAGCCUUCGCCCUUCCCAUUCUUACACUUUGGAAGCGCUACAUCUGUCCCAAGCCCAGGAAUAGUGCUCAUCAGCAACCCUAACUUGGAACCAGGAUGUUGGCAUGUGGCGAAAGAACAAAGAAAAUGCAGAUUACCAUAAGUGAUCUGAAUGGAUUGCAGAGACUCAGAGUUGGCAGUUUGAAUUGCUUCCUGAUGGCUCCCUGACCUUUUUGAAACUCAACUUGUAGCUUUCUAAGCACUGUUUCAGUUAUACAUAUGAAAUUACACUGUUAAUCUUACUACAGCACUUCUAACAUGGAGGGAAGCUGUUUCUUCCAAGCUCCUUUCCAUUACUUCAAAUAUUUAAAAGCCUUAUUUUCCCUUACAAGCUCUACCAUGUGUGUGGAUAGUUUUGUCAUAUAUUUUAUUUGAAGAAACAUCUUCCACAUUCUCUACUGGCAAACAAAUGCAAAUGACAUUAUGGUGCAAGUCCUUAACUUUGGGGAUCAGGGACUGCCGAUAACAAUUUCAAGGGCUUGCAGAAAUUCCAGUCAUGAAUUUAUACAGUCCACGUGACAUUACAAUCAGUACAGGAGCCCUUUGAUGAUAAGCAAUGUGUUGCAGAGUACAGUAGUGCAACAUUUUAGUUUUGCGAACUUUGAAUUGUUCCGCAGUACAGCAGUUCUGCAUGUUGAAAGCUUCCACUCAAGUCUCUUGGGUUGCUGGGAUCUACUUUCCUAUUAAAACUUUAUUUUUAAUACUCUGCCAUCUUCUGCAAGGGUCUGUGAUAGGUUAAAAUAUAUAGCAGGAAGAAAGAAAUUUAAAGAGGCAGUAAUAGAGUAUUUGAUGCAAAGUUCUGACAAGUGGGUAAAACAUAAAUUGAGGGGGAAAUACAAUGGAGGAAGGAAACAGCAAAAUGUAUUACACAAUAGUCGCAAAACUGUGAUUUCUGAAUCGCCUUGAAUUUGUCAAAAAAAGACAACACAAGCUGCUGUUACUUGGAUGUCCCUCCAUAAUUCAUAUUUUAAGAGCAUCUUUAUUUUCUUUUUAGGAUAGAAAGCUUCUUGCGACAGCUCAACAGAUGCUUCAGGACAGCAAGACAAAAAUUGAAGUUAUAAGGAUGCAGAUACUUCAGGCAGUCCAGACUAAUGAACUGGCUUUUGAUAAUGGUGAAGCAUUCAAGAGAAGAACAUUCUCUAAACUGUUGAUAGAAUCUUGGAUAGGAUCUUGCCUUCCCCCUCAACCCUGGGGAAAAUUCUAAAUCCCCAUGGUUGGCAAUCCAGCCCCACUCUGUGGGAACUUCUCUGGCUUGCCCAACUCUAUCAAAAGUGGGUGUGGGAUAGUGCAUGCUGCUCUACAUCUGUAUUGUUUCAUCUCUCCCCAGAAGAAGACCUGAUCUGUACAGGACACUUGCCACAUGGAAAGCCCCAAAUUGUAAGCUUUCCACAAAUGCCUAGUCACAUUUUAAGUGCCCUUCCCGGAUGUACUGGCUCAUUCACAUGUAAGGUUAGAAAGCUAGCCAUUAAUAGCCUGGCUGAGUGGUGCCUUUGGCCUGCUGUACAAUGGGUCAUCGCACAUGGUAAAUUAAUUUAAAAUGUGACCAGGCAUGCAUGGUGCACUAGCAAAGGCUUUCUGCAUGGCCCGUGCCCUUCAUAAAUCUUGUGUUAGAAGCUUGUAAUGGAAUAUGGGCACCAGAUUUCCCAUCAUCUGCAGCCAGACAGAAUUGAAGACUCCCUCAGUGUGUGAAAUGCUAGGAGAGUGGGUCUUGUGUUUUCUCCAUGAGGAAAUGUAAGUGAAAGGGCAGAGGAUAUAAUUCAGAGAAGAAAAGGAGGAUGGAUGGGUGGAGGAAUGGGAGUCAAGAGAAAUCCAUGCUGGGCCACAAACAGAAGAGUGCUAAGGAGUACAGAGAGAAGUAGUGGAGAGAUACCAUGAGAGCGAACAACUGUUGAGAUAGUAAGCAAACCAAUGGUGGUUGAGAAAGGUGAUACCACACAUAGAAAAUAGAAAGGGGGCUCAUGGAAUAGGCUGCAGAGCAAACCAAGUUGAUUGUAACAAUUUGAGUAAAAUAACAAUGUGGCCCACUUCACUUAAUAAAAAUGUAAAAGACCCUCAGAGUGAAAUGAGUUGUGCACUCCAGUUCAGUAGCACCAACAGAAAGGUUGCAACUCCUGCCCUUUUUGCUGAGAAAAUUGUGAGCAUGAGCUAAAGGUUUGAGAAGGAAGUGAACUAUAAGAACUUACAUGGCUGCAUUAGCACAUAACACUCAGCCAUGGUUUUGCCUUACAUUCACAGGCUGGAAAGAGGCUGACUGAAGUCUCAGGCUUGCAUGCUCUCUUCUCUUCCAUUGUGGGCGGGAGAAGACCUUGCCAGUGUUUUGUUUCAGAUUCCUUGCGUGCAAGCUAGGGAUUUUGAGUUUAUCACAAAUUCUGGCCAUUUUCAAAACAAGCCAAUUUCAAAGCACGGUCUACGAAGCUGCGUUGUUUAACCAACACCAGCCACGUGCAGAUUUGGAGAUUACCCAGCAAGGUGGAUAUUGUCUCGACAGUCUUCAUGUGGAGUUGGAAUCCCAUGACACCAUGCAGCUACCCUAAAAAAUAUGCUGCAGUGCUAUCAGUUGUUGCAUGCAAAAGGACCACUUGGUUUCAGGACCACAGGUUUUCCUGAGGUCUUCACAUUGGCAAAUGAUGUGUUUUUGAGAAUUGUAACCUAAACUUAACAUCUCACUUCUUUCACCAACUAGGCUAGGACUUUUAAUUAUUUCUGGUUGUUGUGGUCAAAAUGUUUAGCAGUUGUUUGUAUUAAGAUAACCAUAUUAAAAAGCUAGCUGAAUGCAUACUAAAUAUCUGUGUGUGUAUUUUUACCUGCAGCAAAGCCUGUUAUAAGCCCCCUUGAGCUCCGAAUGGAGGAACUGCGACAUCAUUUUAGGAUAGAAUAUGCAGUAGCAGAAGGGGCAAAAAAUGUUAUGAAGUUGCUCGGAUCUGGAAAAGUUACUGACAGAAAAGCACUCUCAGAGGUAAUUUUAACAGAGUAAAUAAAAUCUGAAUUUAAACAGUUCUAUUUCAAUAAUUUUCUUAGCGGAUUUCUUUUUUUUUUUUUUCAUGAACAAGGCUCAAGCAAGAUUUAAUGAAUCAAGCCAGAAGUUGGACCUCUUAAAGUAUUCACUAGAACAGAGACUUAAUGAACUCCCUAAAAACCACCCCAAAAGCAGUAUUAUUAUAGAAGAACUUUCACUUGUUUCGUCACCAACACUAAGUCCACGUCAAAGUAUGAUCUCUACACAGAAUCAAUAUAGUACACUAUCCAAGCCAGCCGCUUUAACAGGUUUGUUGUUGUGUUCUUUUUUCUGGAAAUGUUGUUUGUUUUUGUUUCUGUUUGCGCUAAUUGCAUAAUUGUGAGUAUUUCAGUUGCUGACUAACCUCAAACUUCUAAGUAGUGGCUUGCAUUUAUGUUGGUUAAGAAGAUUCUUGCGGUUGGUGCUUUUAAGAGGCGGGUCUUGCUAUUCUAGCACAGCAAAACCCAAAGGAUUUUUGUAAUCGGAAUUGGCAAAUUAAUUAAUAUUAGAGACUUUUAGAGUUGUGUCCAACUCUGUGUGUGCAGUGGUCUGCUUGCACAACGGGGCUUCUCCUUUCUCCCCAGGAACCCCAAAAUUUUCUCCUCUGGGACAUAUUUUGAGGGUAUGGGGGGUGGGGCACAGGGGAGAGGGGGGAAGUUGUGUUGUCCAAGCAGAAGUAUGUUGCAUGAGACUUGUGGAUUGCCAAGCAUUGGAUCCAACCCCUUGUCCCAACAUCUGAUCAGGCAAAGGAUUUCAGCCCCCCACCCCUCAAGCCAAUUCCUGGGACCCACAAAGUCCUACUAUCCACUAGCAGAGUCUAACACAGAAUUUAGAAGCCCUUGAUAUGAUGCUUUUAAUACCCCCAAAUGCUUUGAGAACAUCUGCUCCAUUAUUCCUCGCGUUACACUUUUAGGUGACGUGGGGGGUUGUGGGCUCUCACUGGUCAACCAUCAGACAUGGCAGUAGAGAUGAAGUAUGGUCAUAAUCACAUGCAACUGAGUUGUGAUGGAAAUUAAGUUUUUCCUAAAGGGAGAUUUCUACAAAGCAUUAAGACUUUGCUAAUAACGUGAAGAGAGAAUUGCAAAUAGCAGCAAUGUAUAAAAAUGCAUCUCCCAUUUACUUGUGCUAAUGGGUUUUCUAGAUUAAAGUAAUUAAAUAUAAGAAAUUUAAGAGUUAGUAUUCCACAAGAAUAAACGUCUGCACAGGGGUUAUAGAAGUUGAGACUAUAUAGUCCAACAGUUCCUCUUGACAGCCUGUGUGCGUGUCUGUAAUUGCAGCACUUCAUAAAGAAAAUAAAUUCCAAGAUAUUUCGUAUGCUUAAUGAAGAUCUUAAAUACAUCCCUGCAGAUUUUAUUUGCUAACUUGAAGCAGGUGUUGAAUAAAAACUCUGUUCCUAAUAUGUUGUUUACUAAAUUAUUUAAUAAACAACCAAAUUAGAAGCACGAGCACAGCUGUUAGCUUGUGUUUCCCAAAAUGACUUUAGUUUUUAAACUGAACUUGUAGCAGAACUAGCUUGUUACAUACGUAGUCCUGCGCACACAAUCUGUCCCUUGCCAAAUAAGUUCACAUUGAAAGUUCACAUGUAAGUCAAAGUUGAAAUGGUAAAAGUUGAUUUGCAUUUUCCUUACAAAAUUAAUGUUCCUUUUUACUGUAUAUGUGUUAAAAGUAUGAUGGGUGGUAUUCAGCUAAUUUUUACUCGGUGUAGGCCUAUUGAAAUUAAUGGGUUUAGCUUAAUCUUGUUAAUUUAUUUCAGUUGGUCUACUCUGAGUAACACUCGGUUGACUAUCCCCCAGUGUGUAAGGUAGCAUUUCCUAAACUGUUGCCCUCUAGAAAUUUUGGACUGCAAUUCCCAUCAACCCGUUGGCCAAGGAUUUAUGGGAGUUAUAUCCAGCAACAUCUAGAAGGCCUCACAUUGAGAAAGGUGAUAUAUGAAAACAAAUGUAUGUUUCGAAAGGCAUGGAUAGUGCUGUGAAACUUGUGAAGGUGUGCCAGGGAAACAUUUGAUCAGGGUACCCUGCCACCCAUAUAUAUGUAUGCUUGUUUUUCAUGGACAUUGUGUGAAGCAGCUCUUACAUUGUGGCUAGCUAAGAAAUAAGGUUUGUGCUUUUAGAUCGUCUCCACAAGACUGAAAGUUUGUGAGUUACCUGUCCUGCUACCAUUCAUGAGCUAUUUGUAUUUGCUGAAGCUGGUGUUUUGAUAGGAAUAUGAGCCAAGGCAAUCUGAUUUCAUUCUAGGUACUUUGGAAGUUAGGCUCAUGGGCUGCCAAGAUAUUUUGGAGAAUGUCCCCGGUCGAUCAAAAGCCACAUCCAUUACUCUACCUGGAUGGAGUCCAAGUGAAGCCAGAUCAUCUUUCAUGAGCCGAACAAGCAAAAGUAAAAGUGGGAGUAGUCGGAACCUCCUGAAAACUGAUGAUUUGUCCAGUUCAGUACAUUUUACCUUUGCUUUUAUCUUCAGAAAACACUUUCAUGAAGCCUUUUAGUAAGAGUAGAUACAUGUAAAAUUGGGUUAUUAGUAGUUCUUCUUAACAGGGGUAUACUCAAGCACAUCAGAUCAUUCAGGCUGAGGUCUUGAACAAGUUUCCUGUUUCGGAAUAGGACCGUGAAUGCUAAAAAAUAUUAAGUAGGUUGAAAAGUACACUGGCUUGGGAACCCUGAGAACCUGUUUCUCAGGGGUGCUGCCACAUAAGACACUGCUGAAGCAUUCCAGAGCAUAGCAGGAGCCCUGGUGCCAGCUUCCAUCACCACUGCCAGGCACAUUGGUGAGGAAGGGUGGAGGGAGGCUGCAGCAGCAGCAGGGAAUACUGUCACCAGUGUCAAGUCCUUUAUCAGCGAAGGGUUGAACCCCAUUCACAAUGGAUUGGGAAACUUCAACUGGUGGGAGUUUCAACUGGGAGAGUGUGUCAACAUUCACCAUUCUUUAGCAAGGGUAAAAGAAGCAAAGACAUUAAACAUAAGACAUUUAAAAUAAUCGUAAACUUAACAGUAGCCACAGUUUCUUGCAGCUCGUCAUGUUUGUAUUUGUUUUUCCAUUCCAGACAUAUAACCAGUCCUUGCAUGUUUUGCUUGUUUUACUUCUUGAAAAUCCUCUUAAAGUUCUAAGCUGAGUUUGUGUAAUUUUCUUACAGACGAAAUCUGUGCUGUUUUGAAGUUGGACAAUACGGUGGUUGAUCAAACUAGCUGGAAGCCUAUUUCCAAUCAGUCAUGGGAUCAGAAAUUUACACUGGAGCUAGACCGAGUAAGGACCUCUUUAUUGUGUUAACAGUAAUUACCAGCUUGGUAAUUUUAUGUUUAUUUAUCUGUAUAUAUAUACACGGAGAGGUCCUAGCUAGGAUCUGAAGUUUUGUGUUUUUUGCUGCCCUGCUCCUUCUGGUCCUUGAAAAUCCACUUCCGAGUUCUGGGGUAUUACUUGAAACAGGAUGUUAUGAGGCACUGAAAUCUGCAGCAAGGCGACUGGGGGAGUCAUCAAAAAUUUGAGAGGGCACUUGUAUAAGCAGAAGUGCAUCCCAUCCUAUAGGAUUCUAAGUCUCUGUAUUUUGUAAUAAAUCCCCCACUAUUGGUGAUUUAUGGCUCUUAUCUGUCAGCUUCUUGAGGAAGAAGAGCGAAUGUAGACUUCAAUGAGUGAUAAACAAUAUUUCCUUCAGUUAAAUUAAUUAUUUCAAUAGACCUGAAAGUAGAUACAGUCAUACUUCGGGUUACAGAUGCUUCAGGUUGCAUUUUUUUCAGGUUACGGACCUGCCAAAACCCGGAAUUACCAGAACAGGUUACUUCUGGGUUUGGGGGGUUGCGCAUGCGCUGAAGUGCUAAAUCGCACUUCGUGCAGAAUCACAGAAUCGCAAGUGCGCAGACGCCCUUCUGCGGGUUGUGAACGUGCAUCCCGCACGGAUCACAUUCGCAACCCGAGCGUCCACUGUAGACUGGAAAACAACAAAGCUCUGAGAUCUAGCCAAUAAAGUUUUAUAACAAGUCAAACAAUUAUUCUUAAAACAACAACAACAACAACAAAAUUCUUCAUUUGCUAUUUUCACAGUCUGCCAGUUGCUUUAAUGUGAGAGGGUGAAAGAAACUGACAUUUGGCCAAUGAAUAAGAUUUCUUCCAAAGUUAAAUAUAUACCAUAUUCUUCCAGAAUAUUAUUCUGAAAAAUACAGCCCAUUAAUUAUAUAUAUAAAAAAAUUAAAUCAAUUGAACUGAUUUUGAAGUUAAUAUCCCAACUAAUUCUUUCUUCAGGAAUGAGAUUUAAGCUAAAAUGUGUGGGGUUCAAUUCUGGGCAACAGAAGUGUAUUUUAAAUUCCUUUGAAAUCAGUGCAGUUUAAGCACUUGAACUGAAGGCUUGUUAAUAUUUUUUAACUUUCUGGAAUGAAUACAUGCCAUGAAGGUGGUCUUAAGUGUUGGGGGUAAAUUCACACAUGCAGACUAUUUGUUUCCUUAGGCAGAAACAAUGCAAGUUAGUAAAUGGAGAUGGCUUGAAGCACUGUGAUAACGGAAAAUUAUUCCAUUUAAUAGGAUCCAAUGAUAGCAGGGGAUUUUGUGGAGAUUGGGAGAGCCCAUUUAUAUUUGUGAAUUGAAACAAAAGAAUUAUCUGUGUCUGAUUCUCCUUCGUAGGUUGUUGUUGUUGUUGUUGUUGUCAAUAAACACUGACGGAAAUGCCUAAGAAAUUUCUAAGCAGUGUACAGUUAUUUAAAAGCCUACGUGUUCCCUUUCGCAAAAGGGAAAAGCAUGGCUGAUGGAUGGGGCCAUGUUGGUCUUUAGCAUGCUCUUGGGGGGCAAGAGGUGCAGCCUCCAGUAGCCCAAAGCUUCCCUUGAGCUUUGUGGUCCCAGAGCAAUUGACUUGUGGAGCCAAGUGCUCAUUCUGGCAGGGAGGAGGGAAUCUAGCUCCCUUCAGCUGUUCCUUCUCUGACUGAUGGAUGGGGACAGGCUCAACUCCCCCUCUGCAUGCCUCUCUUCCUGGGAGGCAGGAGGUGCAACCUCUUGCUGACCCUUGGUCCCCUGACCGACAGCAGAGGCCAGAGUGUUCUUCCCUUCAGCACUGUCAUCCAGGCUAUAUAUUACAGAAGUUGCAGGAGUUUCCUUUUAUCCGCGCCUGUGACUGCCAGUAGUAAAUCAUUCCCUUUCAGCCUACCUAGUGCCACACUGAAUUAAGCUACCUGUAGUGUUUGUUCUGCAUGUAUGGGUAUUGUUUCAAGUGGUUAUGCAAGGCAAGAAUUUCGCCUUGUAAAAUAUAUAUAUUUUCACGGCUCAUCUUUCAUAACAUGGACUGCAUUAGAAUAAACGUUGUUGACUCCGUAUGCGGGUAUUUUGAUAGUAGCAAUUUUAAAUUGGAACACGCUUUCCAAAGGGCCUUGUAAAACCCUAGGUUCACCCUGAGCACUGUUGCAGUUGGGGGAGGGGCAUGGUGCAGCGGUGGUAGAACACAGGUUCAGUUUCCAGUAUCUUGAGGAGGGGCUCGGAUCGAUCCCUGCCUGAAACCCUGUAGGUCCAUGGCCAGUCAAGUGUAGAGAAAAUUGAUUUGGACAGAUUAAUGGGGUCAGCAACCUAAGGCCCAUGGGCUGCUUGUUUAACCGGCCCAUGGACCGCUGCCACCCGCUCGGUCGGCUCCCGUGCGCUGCGCUAAACUGGCGCGGAGCACAGCGGGUACCGCCUUCCCCUAUGCUGGCCAGCUUCCCAUUGGCUGCAGGAAGCCCCUGCAGCCAAUGGGAAGCUGCGCACACCUCUGCGCCAGAAGGAGCACCUGAAAUAGUGUGUGCGUGCACACACACACACCCCGGCCCACCGUGGCGUCUGUGGGACCAUGAACCGGCCCAAGCCACAAAAAACUUUGCCAACCCCUGGUCUGACAUGGUAUAAGGUAGCUUUCUGCAUUCCUAUGGAAUGCUUCUGGGCACUUGUUAAUGCCCAUUCUUUUAUAGGCAUGUCUUCCUGGCCAGUUCAUAUGAAGUAAGUGAAACAUGUAUACAGAGUCAGCAGUGUGCUUCCCCUCCCAUGCCAGAGUCACCAGCUCCCAUAGUGAGGUGGUGCUGGGGAGGGAAUGUGUACACUAUUUACUUGUAUGGAAUGUAGCACCAAGAAACUAAUCUGGUUAGUUCAAGGAUUUAGACGUGUGCAACGGAACUCCCCUUUCUUCUUCCCCCAUGCCCCCGCCCACCCGCAAUCUUUUCUGGGGUUUUGCCCAAUCCUCCAGAGCAGAUUUGGGAAGGAAAUGGCGAGGGUUACAGGGGAAGUUCCAUUUCACAAGCAUAAACGCACUUAUGGAGUGAGUGUAUUGGAUACAAUCUUUAGAAUUGUAGCAGCUGCACAAAUUAACAUUGUCUCCUCAAAUCCCUUCAGUCACGUGAAUUAGAAAUUUCUGUUUAUUGGCGUGAUUGGAGAUCUCUCUGUGCGGUGAAGUUUCUGAGGUUAGAAGAUUUCUUAGACAACCAGCGACAUGGAAUGUGUCUCUAUCUUGAACCCCAGGGUACUCUAUUUGCAGAGGUAAGUGCCAACGUUUUUUAAAGAAAAUUAUUAAAGGCUGUGAAUGAUUUCCAAGAUUCAUUGUUUUGUGAUUUAACACAUCUUGUCUGAAUUGCAGGUUACAUUUUUUAAUCCAGUUAUUGAAAGAAGACCAAAACUUCAAAGGCAAAAGAAAAUUUUCUCCAAGCAGCAAGGUAACAGAUUUCAGCGAAUCCGUGUUGUAUCUUAAUCUUAAUACAGGCUUAUAUUCUCAAAAGUUAACUGAAAAGGAUGCUGACGCUAAACAUCAGAAUUUCGUGUAAAAUUAUUUGUUUAUAAAUUGUAGAUAGGGCUUUCAAAAGUGAAAUCUGUUUGUAAAAAAGAAAAAAAGCAGGAAAAUGUGGAAUAUGUGACAUGUUCAGUGUAUUCAUCACAAAUAAUAAACUAAUGAAUAUGAAUUCUCUUUUAAUUAUAGCUUUUGGUGAUAAGUAAAAAGAUUACUUGUGCUCUCUGUUUUCUUUAACCACAGGCAAAACAUUUCUCAGAGCUCCUCAAAUGAAUAUUAAUAUUGCCACUUGGGGAAGGCUUGUGAGAAGAGCUAUUCCUACAGUAAAUCAUACCGGCACCUUCAGCCCUCAAGCUGUGCCUGCCGCAGUUGCAGGAGUUGAUGCGCACAUUCCUGAAUUAAGAUCACCAACUAGGUAAGUGGCUGAGAUGCUUAGGCAGGCUUAUAUGGCAAAACUCCUGUGAUGUAGAAGGAAACACAAGCUUAUUUACUCCUCUUGAAUUUCCUUCUUCCGGUUUUAAAAAGAGAAAAGUAUCAAUUAGCAUGAAGUAUUUUUUAAAUUUUUCUAAAUUGUCGCCAUGCUCACCAAGUGAAUUGCUUUCUUUUAAGUGACUCCCCUGUAGCCAAACUGGUGUUUGAACUUGAACCCGAACCCCCACAUACUCCUCCACGUGCGUCUUCUCUUGGAGAAAUUAGUGAACCUUCGCCUGAGCCAAAGGCUCCACCUACACCCACUCAGGCAAGACUUCUAAUAUAGAUUUAAAACAAUAGCACAAAUUGUUGUGUCUAGGUUUGUGAGAAAUGUGACCUACAAAUAGGACAUGUUGUAUUCUUGAUUUGUUGUUGUUUUAUCGAUGUCUUUACUUUUUAAUAAUUGGUUGCUAUGCAAAGCAUUCUGCAGCUGAUCAUUCUGUGUGCAAUUUUCUCAACCGAGUUGCGUAAUAGCUUAAAGCGUUCUUAUAAUCGGGUCAUGACCUCUCCUUUUAAAUAACUGCUGAACUGCAAAAACUCGUUUGCACCCUACUAGCAUUUGAGGUAGUAGAUACUUGACCAAAGAAGUAUUUGAAGUUAGAACUUAACCAGAGAACUGUCAACAAGCAUUUAAUGAUCAACAAGUCUCACAGGUUCUGAAAACCCUGCCAAACCAAUAAACAUUUGUUAAGACUUCUUAAAAGAAGCAGGGAUGGACACUGACAUGUUUCACUGACAAGGCCUCACUCUUUGUGUUUCUUCCCUCCCUCUAAAGAUGGCAUUCUAAACAGGGUUCCCCUAAGUCCCUGGCACAUUGCUUGGGAUUGUUCAAAUACAGAAAGAAGUAGUCUUGUCUCCUAAUAAAGAAUCUUACAGUCCUUUUCAAGCACUUGAAGAUCAAUGUUGUGAGACUUUUGUGGGUGAGCGGAGAGUUUGCUUGGACCCUGGGUGAAAACCCGGAGGUUGAGUAUCAAAAGGAAAAUAAAUGGAUAUUGAUUUGUAUAUCUUAGCAACUUGGUGUUAUUGUAACAUUUUAUAUGUAACUGUGUGUUUUUGUAAUAUUUUGUUUAAGUUGUUUCUUCAGUUUUUUUGUAUACCGCUUAGAUAUACUUGUAACAUACUAAGCGGUAUAUAAAUUAAACAAUCAAAAUCAAAAUGUGUUCUUAAACCAGGUUUAGAAAUACCCAAAUGCCAGGUUGCCUUUGGCUAGGAAGAAUUGAUUGCAGGUGUCCCAGUAAUACAUGGAAGAGGGUUUGUUUAUUUUUCUUCAACUUCAUUUAUGUGGGAAACAUGAAUAUGUGUAGGGUAGCUUGUAUGACAGCAUUCUUAAACCAGUUCUUAGACUGGUUCCUCUGUGCUGUCUUUGCAGGUCCUAUCACAAACAGUGCAAGAGGUUUAGCAAAUAGAUAUAGUUUCUCGAGGGCUCUUUUAGAAGGCAUUUGAAUCAACCUUGAGAUUCUGAAUUCCAAAAUUCUAAAUUUAAGACCUACUGCUGUAACAUUACUCUUCUCCAAUUUCUAGCAACUUUUGUUUUUUUAAAUCUUCAGAUUUUUUUUCUUCUACACAUUUCACAGGAUGCAGAAACAUUUGAUUUUGAGAAUGACAGAAAUAAUUUUGUCCCCAAACUUCAGCCGGAAAUUAUUUGCGAGACUCAAAAUUCAAAUUCUGAUAUAGAAUAUAAUAUACGAGAGCCCGAAGAUAGAAGGUAAGUCCUCUUUUAUGUUAACUUGAUGUAUAACUCUACCCAACACUGAGUAGAAAUUGUCACUUACUUUUUUAAAAUUGCUGUAUUUCAGAAUACAACAGAGAUUUCAAUUCAGUUUGCAAGACUUCCGGUGUUGUGCUGUACUGGGUAGAGGACACUUUGGAAAGGUAUGUUUGACAGCUAAAAUUACAAUAUUGUCUCUUUCCACAUCUGGUUUUCCCCCUUCCUUCCUCUUAGCCCACUUCCCUUUGCAGCUGCCUGUUGCAUUUCACUAUGUGCUCAGUAAUAGGCUUGUUGAUUUAUCACAGCUUUGAAGCUUUUUAAAUGUAUACACAACAGUUGCGAGUUUGGAACAUAAAAUGUAAUUGAAAGCAUGCAAAUUGAGUAUUAUUUUGUGUUUCAGGUCCUGUUGGCUGAAUAUAAGAAUACAAAUGAAAUGUUUGCCAUUAAAGCCUUAAAGAAAGGAGACAUUGUUGCUCGUGAUGAAGUAGACAGGUCAGUGUGAAGGACAGGUGUCGUUAAAUCUGAAUGUGCCCUAAACCCAUGGACCAAGACUACUACUUUGAGUGGGGCCAAGGGCUUGUAUUUUUAACAUUUUUUACAUAAUUUAUUUCAGGUCUGCAGAAACUAAUUUCAUUUCAUAAAAAAAUAGAAAAUACUCGUUAAGAGUUUUUAUAACAGGGCAUGUUAUGAUCCUGCCAUAUAACCCAAAAUUUUUCCAUGUUUCAUGUCUUAGGAGAUGGUGCCACUGUUCAGAACUCAAACUCAAAGCCCCAUUAAUGUAUAAGACUAGUUGUGCAGCUCUUUAGAUCUUGAUCAUGGGCUGCUGUAAUUGCCAGAUUUUGAAACCUGACCCUUAAACACACAUACUUGGAAGCAUCUCCGGUAGAACAUAAUUACAAGUAAAUGUAGGAUGACAGUGAGUGCUUGGGUCAGUAAGAAAUAGUGCCCAGCCUUUCCUUGGGUUUUAUGCCUGUCAACCUUCUCUCUCUUUCUCUCUACACGAGGGCAUGCACAUAUUGUGUAGUUGUUCGUCAUUCAUUGUUAAGCUGCUGUGCUUUUUUUAUAAAAAAAAAUUAUCACAUUAGUAUCAUACCCCUUGCAAGAACUCAGCACUGUUGUCAUUUACCACAUAUUACCAAAAAAGUCCUGAUGGCCUUUCAUGCUCUUGCUACCUGUGGGUCACUGUCAUUACAGUGGACCCUCUGGUUACAAAUUUAAUUUGUUUUGGGGGUUGGUGCGCACCCCAAAAAAUCCGUAACCAGAGGCGGCGCUUCUGCGCACACGUGCGGCGCAAUAGAGCACUUCUGCGCAUGUGCAAGCGGCGAAACCCAGAAGAAUACACUUCCGGGUUUGUCGCUUUUGCAACCCUAAGAUUACGUAUCCAAAGCGGUACGUAACCCGAGGGUCCACUGUAUUAAUUGCAGUAAGUUCAGUAUUUCUGCUGGAAGCCUGCGGUUACCGUGGCCUCAUUGCAGUUAGGCUUUCGCCUUGCGGGUUAGAGCAUGGUGCUGAUAAUGACAAGGACUUGGGUUUAAUCCCCGUUUUGGUGCGUAUUCCUUCAUGGCAGGGGGGUUAGACUAGAUGACCCAUGGGACCCCUUCCAGCUCUUAGGAUUUUGUGCAUGUAUCCCUUCUUGGAGCCGUCACCCAUGUAAUGAAGAUAAAUAGUUGAUCCAACCUCAUAAGACAUUUCUGCUUUCAGCCUCAUGUGUGAAAAGCGAAUUUUUGAAACUGUGAACAGCGUAAGGCAUCCCUUUCUGGUGAACCUCUUUGCUUGUUUCCAAACCAACGAUCAUGUGUGCUUCGUAAUGGAGUACGCAGCUGGAGGAGACCUCAUGAUGCAUAUACACACGGAUGUCUUUUCCGAACCAAGAGCAGUGUAAGUAACAAAAGGUAUAUUUUCAGGCUGUGGUGUAAAUAAGUUGGGUUUGGUGCUUGCCGUGUGAGAGAAUACUCUGCAGGGCCAGUAAGACAUAGUAACACUGUUCCCCUGCCAAAUGGUUGGGAACCACCUCAUGUUUCAGAACUCGGUUUAAAGAAAACCCUAGUUAGUCUUAACUGUGGUUAAUCUCAUGCACCCUAACUGCAAGGGAGAGGAAAUUUUGCUGCUGAGAAGUUGUGUCUGCAUAUAGCCACACCAGCUUAUAAAUGUUGUAUCAUACGUCCCUUAGGUACAUGGCAUGUAGCUCCUGCACCCAGUUGACUUAUGCUAGUGAAAUCUGUGUAGAGCUAAUGGAAGCCGGCAGAGCUUAGGUUGGGCUUGUACGGCAUCCUGAUGGAUUUAGGCAAUUCCUGUCUGACUGCAGGGGGCAUAAUUGGCUACAACAGGACUUUCAAUUGACAGACAGUAUCCUAACACGCACACCUGCUUCAUCAAGGGAGCUGUUCUAGUUGUAUCAGCAGAUGCUGCUUUCGCUCGCUGAUACCUGCCAGGUAGAGGUUCAUGACAUAGAUGCCGGUAUUAUACUUUUUGAGGAGUACAGGCAGAAAGCUUUAUAGCGGGUCAGACUGUCCUGUUUAACGCAGUAUGAUCCACUGGGUCCCAGGCUUUUCCCACUGCCUGCUGUCUUACCUGUUCCUUGUGAACUGGAGAACCACAGAUUGAGCCUGUGACCUGCUGCAUUCAAACAUGUCCUCUGCUACUGAGGUGUGGUGCUCUUUUUAAUUAAAAACUUAGAAACCCAUAUUCAAAAUAAAUUAGCCUGAAAAGACUUCUCUGGUGGUACUGAACGUUGCUCUGAAGGUUUUCUGGUCGCCUGUUUUUCAAAAGUUAUCCUUUGUAGAAGUAUAAAAAAUGCAACAUGUCAGUUCUCCCCUCUUUAUAUUUCUUUACAAACAGGUUUUAUGCUGCAUGUGUGGUUCUUGGACUGCAAUAUUUACAUGAGCACAAGAUAGUUUAUCGGUAAGUUUGCAUAAGAUUUAGAUUUUUGUUUCAUUUCACAUUCUUAUACGUUUGCCUUAUAUACCAUGCUUGCUCAGAUAUAUUAACAAUAUUACCUCCUUUUUCAUGUGGCAAAGAGGAGGACAGCUGCAUUGGGUGUUUAUAUAAACCUGCAUGCCACUUCGAAACACCUUAAAUUCAGAAAGGAUAAUAAUUUUGAGUAUUUGCAGCUAAUACUUUCCCUGUAUAGUUUGUCUCCAUUAAUGGUCAGAAUGAGUUGUUUUUAAUUUCUUUUCUGCAGAGAUUUAAAGCUAGACAACUUGUUGCUGGAUACAGAAGGUUUUGUGAAAAUAGCGGACUUUGGCCUCUGCAAAGAGGGUAAGCUUUUUCAACAGUAUUUCUCAGUGGCUUAUAAUAGCAGUCGGGAAUUUGCAACACACUUUUAUCAAUUACUGCCUCAGAUUAAAAGUGGUAGCCCCUCUACUUCCCCUUUCCACCUCUCCCCUCCCUUCCCCCACCCUGUCUCAUUCUGAGUGCUGCACAGAUUGUGGAUUAGAGACAUCUCUGCUCUCUUCCAUAUGGUGUUGGGGGAGGCAUUGUUAAUGAACAUGUGAAUUUUUUCCCCUUUUAAUCAAUUAAACAAAUCACAGAUUUAGAGUAGCUCUUUGCCAUGUCCUUUGGGCAGUCCCCGAAGAAAGAGUUCUGUGCUGAGCAACAUUUGGAACCUUCUGGUAAAAACUCCAAAAUGUGGGUUUUUGCCAGUAAGGGUGCAGUCCUAUGCACACUAACCUCAGAGUAAGUCCCAUUAAACACAGUGGAACUUAUAUGUAUAGGAUUGCACGGUAAAAGGCCUAUUGUAAUUUCAAAAGAAUAUAUUGCAAAAGAAAUGAAAGAUGACAUGUCUUUCAAAACACAGUUUUAAAAACUAACACUUUUUUGUGGCAUCAGUUUUCAUUGGCUAAAGUUACUCUCAUAAACAACUUUCCAGCUAGAUCAAUAAAACGUUCUGUCCAAAGCAUUUAGAACAGCUAUACUCAGUGGUUUGCUUUAUGUUUUUAUUGUAUAUUCCUUUUUCUUUAUUUUUGGUGGGUUUAUUUUUUGAAUAUCACCUGCCCUUCACCCAAAGGCCCCAGCAAAUCAUCAUAGGACCCUCAGAACGAUCCAGAAAGUCUUAUUGAGAAAAAUAAAACAUUUUUGUCACAAAGCAUAGGGUGGGCAAGGAGGAAAAUCUGCUGUAUACCAAUUACAUUAUUUCCAACUGUUCUGUAAACUAAGACUACAGCACACUUACAUGGGAGUAAGCUCUACUGAACUCCAUGGGGCCCAACUUAGAGUCAGGCUGCAAAAUGCAUUGAGAAUCCCUCCAUGAACUGCUACUUCUAUUGAGGAGCAGAGCUGUGCUUAUGAAAGGACUCCUUCCAUGAGUGCACAUGAAGGAAUGAGUUAAUGGAAGUUCCAUUCUGAAAUAUACUCAGAGAAAAGCCGUUGGUUUCAUGUAGUUUAUUUCAGUGUUCACAGAUAAAACAGUCAGUCAUCGUGUGUGUCCAGCCUGCAGGCCCUCCCAGACCCAGGCUAUAUAUCCUGUGGUCACACCUGAUAGGCUAGUUCAAAAUUCCCUUCUGGAGCACCGCUCCAGCAGCCAAUCACAUGCUACGUUCUAAAACCCACCCUGCCUAUUAUUCUAGGAUCCAAACUCCAGCCAUAACAAAUCUGCAAGUGAAAAUAUUGACUACAACCCUACAUCUCCACAUUUUCGAAUUCACCAAUCAAAGCAGCUUAAGAUCUGCCUGGACCUUUCGUUUUAUCAAUUCAUUCGAGUCAGGAAGGUGGGAAGGGACAAUUGCCAGAGCAGCGAGGAGGAGUUGCCAUAGUGUCCUGCUUUUAUGGAUUGGUAGGAGGAAAAUAAUGGCUUCUCAGGUGGUUUCAUCUGCAUAAGCAACAUUUGGUUCUCAAUUAUAAGUGGUAUUCCACUAUAGAAAGGAACUGUAAAAGAAUUGUUCCAGUUAUAUCCCAAGUUGACAGCAUGAAGAGUCUGUUUGUCCACACUGCCAACAUGUAAAUGAUUUUCCUUAUGCUGGUUUUCCCAUAGCUGCAAACCAUGUGAAGAGUUCAGGGUUAUUUUAUCAUCUCAUUCCUGCCGGUAUAUAAAGAAUUUUGCUUAAGCUGCCUUUUAAGUGAGAUAACCCAGGGGUUGCCCCACCCCUGUAGUCAUCCAAUCCUGAGCCAGGGGAAACUGAGUUUGUUUCUGGAAGUCCUUGAGAUUUGCAAAGUCUCCAAGAUUUACAAAGGGCCAAGCAGUCGUUUAGAGCUGCAAGCCCACAAAUUACUCAGUAGCAUAUAACCAAGUAGCCAAGUACCAGAUUCAAAGCCAAGCUUACAUCAGGAAGCCACACAAGGAAUAAGUGCUAUACAGUGGUACCUCGGGUUAAGUACUUAAUUCGUUCCGGAGGUCUGUACUUAACCUGAAACUGUUCUUAACCUGAAGCACCACUUUUGCUAAUGGGGCCUCCUGCUGCCGCACCGCGGGAGCACAAUUUCCGUUCUCAUCCUGAAGCAAAGUUCUUAACCUGAAGCACUAUUUCUGGGUUAGCGGAGUCUGUAACCUGAAGCGUAUGUAAGCCGAGGUACCACUAUACUUUAUUAGGGAGUUCAUAAGCAGAGAAUAAGAACCCUUUACCACUAAAACACAGUUAAGAAAGGCUAACCAUGUGAAGACACUUCAGGGAAUUUGAACACAGAACAAAAUAACCAUUCGAGUCAUUGACCCCAUGAGCAAGUUGCAUCUAGGAACACAUUAUUGUUGCCAUACAUGACCCUCAAAUACCAUUAGACCCAGGUCAAAGACUAGUUUUUAUACUAAAAGGGCUAGACAGGUAGGGUCUCAUUGAGCCAAUCAGGGCUUGGGGACAAAUUUCCAAGAAAUAGAUGGUGGCUACCCAGUAGAUUCUGCACAGUCUUUGUGACCUUGACACAGUCUUACAUCAGACACAGGUGCAGUGUUCGAAACUCCCACUGUUCUAGGCGCAUUUUGUGACAGAAAAUUUCAUUAGGGCGAGCAAUUUCUGAGCUCUGGGCACAGUAAGAUUUCAGAUUAAAGCUGCAGUGGAAGGAAAGGAGGACCUUUUUCUGCCUCCCCACUUCCAGCCACUCUCUGAAGACUGGAGAAGAGACCCUCUAAGAAUAUUAGGGAGGUGGGCAAGGGAAGGACUAGACCGUGUGAAAAAUGAACAUAAGAUUUUAGCUGCAGUUCAUUCAUUUUCAGCUUUGUAUAUUUUUAUAUAAAAAAGCGGGCCUAGGCACUCUGCCGUUGUGCCCAUAAGGUGCCAUUUAGCUCCUAGCUUUCAUAUCUGAGUUUCUAACACUGCACAGGUGGCAAGAUGGAGCAAUUAAAUGGGACUUUCGCUGUAGGAAAACUGCAUCAAGAAUCCUUAUUUAUUUAAAGGCAAUUGCAGGUUCUUCACACUUGAUAGUGCAUAUGUUUCGAGUGCUAGUACCAGUGUACAAAAUGUAAUGUGUGGUGCUGCUCAGAGAGAGAGAAAGAGAAAUUUUUACAACUAAUUAUAGAGCCAAGGUUUGUUUCUUACCACUUGGAAAUUCAAAUUUGUCCUACCUACAGACAACAUAGUUUCACCAAUGAAAAAUGCAGGGGGGGUGGAAUUAUGCAUGCCCUUUGUUAAUAAGGAAGUAUUUUGACAGUACACAAUCAAGAAGUUCUUGAAUACCUGCUUGCUCUUGCCCUUUUGUAAAAUUUGGCACAGAAUUCACAUCACACCCUUCUUAAAUGAGUUGUUGCCACUGGCAAAAAUUCUGUCUAGCGUAUGUAGAUGACAUUACGCUGUUGGCUUUUUUUUUUAAGGGUUGUUGAAUACAUAGCUUGGCUUCACUGUGCUUAAGAAGGAAAUCUUUAAAGGAAAAGUCAUAUUUCAUAGUUUGCUUAUUUUAGAGGCAAAACGAGAUGCCUAGCAUUUUAUGGUGUUGGAUAAGAAAAUAAACAUUUUCUGUAAAUGCUUUAGAGUGCAAAGUUUUACAAGUCUACUCAGAAGUAGGCCUCUUGUUCUAUAGGACUUAAUCUCAGGUAAGUGAGCCUAGGAUUCCAGUCUUAAUAAAUCUGUAUUUUCUCUGUCAUUCUGCAAGACCAUGGUUGUUGUUGUUUUUUAAACCACUACAAUGUUACCAGUUGUAAAUAAUUGGCUGAACAUUUGGAGUUCAAAGCCAUCAACUCUACUUUGCAAUGAAAAGUGUCAAUCCUUAUUUAGCUUUCAGAAUUUGGAUGGAGUUGGCAGAACAGGCAAAAAUAUGCAAUGUUGUUCAUGUCAUACACAGUUCUUGUUGUGUAAGAAUCCCACGAGUUUAAAGCUGGAAAGGUGAAAGGCUCAUAGAACAAAAAAUUAAAAAUGUGUAAUUGUUGCAGGAAUGGGUUUUGGUGACAGGACAAGUACAUUCUGUGGCACUCCAGAAUUUCUUGCUCCAGAAGUGUUGACAGAAACCUCCUAUACAAGAGCUGUAGACUGGUGGGGUCUUGGUGUGCUCAUCUAUGAAAUGCUGGUUGGUGAGGUAAGCUUCACAAAAUGUAAAACUGUUUCCUUUAUUCAUCUGUGAAGAGCAAAUAAAUUUGAAAAGAGCUGUUGGGUGUAUGUUUCUGUUGAACCCCUCACUCUUUUCACUUCUUAUUUGGUUAAAUUAGAGUAUAUUUAUUAAGAGAAUAUAUCAAUGAAAAUUCAGUUUCUGGAAAUUAUUCUUAUCCCUAUUUCUCCCCCACCCUCCAGUCUCCCUUCCCAGGAGAUGAUGAAGAAGAGGUUUUUGACAGUAUUGUAAAUGAUGAAGUAAGAUAUCCUCGGUUCCUUUCUACAGAAGCCAUCUCAAUAAUGAGAAGGGUAAGAUGGUAUUUUUCGUGUGCUUGUUUCAUUCCUUCUUAAUUUGUUUAGCCACGUGUGUAAGGGAAAGCAAAGUGUUUUAAGGUCCACGUUUUUAUUUGCUACGUACGUUUCUCAAGUUCACUUUACGUCAAAGGCAAGUGUGGCUUGCUGAUACAUACUAAUAUCCUAGCCUCCCCAGACGUAUGCCCCAUGCCUGUUGGAUAGAAAUACUGUGGGUAUGACCUUUACUUCCAUGGGCGACUAACUGUGGUCCUUCCAAGUUCCUCUGCUUGCAGCUCCCAUCCACCUGUCCGCCAGCAUGGCUAGUGGUCAGGGAUGAUGGGUUUUGUAGCCCAGCAACAUCCAUCUUGGAGGGUCACCGGUGAGCCACCCCCGAUUUACUCACUGGUAGGAUUGGUACUACUUGUGAGGCAGGAGGACUUUGGUUUUUUUUUACUGGAGCACCUGAGAAAGCAACCACAGCUGUAUAAAAAGUUAACACACCGGCUUAUGAUGUCCCUGGAGAUAAGCAAAGCAACAGCAAGGAUUCUUUCAAUUUUGUAGCAGCAGAGAGUGGUAGUUGGGACUCAAUAGAGACCCUGCAUUCUGGAUCAUGGAAGCCCUAGAACUUGAGCUGUUUCCUUUCCUUUGACAAAACAAUUGGAGACUUUCUGUGUAUUGGGUCUUCUUACUGUGGAAGCGGGGACUGAUUGCAUGGGAGAUGAUGUCAUUAGUCUGCUGCUGUGAGUGGUUGGAUUACUAGCCAUCUCUUGUAAGGAAAACUGAAAAUAGUGCGUGGUUUCAUGCCUUGUCUUUUUAAAGACAGCAAGUUGGUUUUUUUCUGGGGUUUGCCAUUGUGCUUUUUUUUUUGUUUUAUUCAGAUUAUUUUUGUUAUUUAAUUUGUUCUUCUGUAAACUGCCUUGGGACUCUUUCAUGCUGUUAAUAACGGGCGGAAACCAGUUAUGUCAUUCUGUCAUGACGCCGAUGUCAGCAGUUUUGCUUGAAAUAUAACUUGGUCAGAACCACCGUUUGGGCCUCGGCAAACCAGCGAGAAUUUUAAAUUUAUGAACUAAUAAAAGCAAAGGCAACCAUUUCGCUUUCUUUUCUAAAGUUCCCAGUGCUACUUGCUGUCCUAACUGGGGAACCUGAUGUGCUUUUUAAAAAAAAAUCACUAUCCUUCAUAUUUAUAUCAUGCUUUUUCAAAGAACUCACAUGGCUCAGGAAAUUGUUAACAGGAAUGCUUUGCUCCAGCAGGCUACUGACAAAAAGUUCUUGAUAUCGUUUCAGCUUCUGAGGAGAAACCCGGAGCGGCGUCUCGGUGCUGGUGAGAAAGAUGCUGAAGAUGUCAAGAGGCAUCACUUUUCCGGGUGAGUGUGAAGUGAAAAGCCUGGGUGCAAUCUGGGAGCAGCCAGAAGCAGGGACUUAACUCGGUGUUUUCGUUUUGCAGUUGAUCGAUUGGAGCGCGUUGCUUGCCAAGAAAAUGAAGCCUCCUUUUGUCCCCAUCAUAAGAGGAAGAGAAGACGUCAGCAAUUUUGAUGACGAAUUUACCUCAGAAGCACCUAUUCUCACUCCACCCCGGGAGCCUAGGAUACUUUCAGAAGACCAGCAGGAAAUGUUCAGAGACUUUGACUACAUUGCUGAUUGGUGUUAAUUCUUUUGAGACACUGUGAAAUCCUAGCAGACUGGCUCAUCAUAACAGCGUUCGCCCCACUCCUUCCCUCCUUUUGAGAAUACCAGCUGUUGGGUUGUUCUCUGUGCUGCCUGUAGCUUCCGACUUUUUUGAAUCACAUGAAGAUUUUGGAAAAAGGACCGUUUUUAUUACACGUGAGGUGUGACCUCGUUUUUGUAUAUCUUUCUUUUUUUUAAAAGAAAAAAAAAUAUUGAGCACUGGAAAGCGAUUCUGUGCAGCUCUUUAAGCUUGACCUGGCAGGUAUAGGCUGUGUUCCACUCUCACAUGGGCACACUUGUACUGUAUCUUUACUGUUCUGCAGCAGAAAACAUUGCAAAAAAAGACCUGCCUUAAGCAGGAUUAGCAACCAGAUACUGAGCUAGACAGAUAACCAUCUACUCAGCGAUUAGAGGGAAGAAGGAAGGCAAAAUGUCUGUCCUUAAAAAAAAAAGAUACAGUAAUCUCCAAAAAACAUAGACCUGAUGACUGUUAAGCACACUGUUGUCUUGAUUUUUUUAGGGGGGGAAUGAGGAUUAAGAAUUGAUGCCUUGUUUUGUAAACUUUCUAUGGUAUUUAUUAGGGGGGGAAAUGUUUAAAAGCCUUACCUAUAGGAGAACAGUAUAAGUGCUUCCAUUCUUCAAAAGACAUCGGUCCUAAGAAGUUUACCAAAGCAUUUGCCAAACAAUUUUUGCCUUUCAACUUCUAUAACCAGCAGAUAUGAAGAAUGUAAUGAGUAAGAAUGUCUCUCCAGUCUUAAAUCAGGAACAUUUCUAAUGUGUGCAUUCCCCCAGAUGCAAUCACUGUUUUGUACUCUUGGAAGUCAUGUCUUUUCCACACCAACUCCAUUGAUACGUUAUUUUAGCUAAUCUGUGUGUCUAGCUAUCUCGUUCAUCUUACAUUUGCUGAUUUGGUGUUGCCAUAUCAUCUUUAAAGAAUGAGGAUCUUCAGUGUAUACAUGCCGUGUUCAUGUAUAUUUGGAAGUUAUAGUAUAUUUUUGUUUCAAGCAUAUAAAUUAACUUUACCACUUCCUUUAGCAUUAUCCAGUGGCUAGGUGAAUGUAUUGUUAAAUUCAGAUUUAAUGGGGGGAAACAUGCUUGUAUACAUUUCAAGGCCACUGAAUUCCAGACUCUUCAUUGGCAAUUACUGAGAAUAAGGGUUAAAGCAAUAUGUUUUGAGAGAAUGUAUAAAUAUUUUUGAUAAAACUUGUAUAUUUUAAGCCUCUUAACACUAUGCUGUACCUUGAAAAGUUAAAAUGUCUUUGACCAGAUACUGUGUGUGCUCCUUUCAGACUUACGUAGUUUUCUAAAAGGGUGAGUCUGUUUGUGGAAAACAACGCUCCGCUUUCCUUAGCUUAUUAAAAUUGGUUUGUCAUCAGGCUCAUACUCAGCAUGCCCAAGAUCAAAAAUGUGUUGUGUGAUGUUUAAAUCCACACAGACUUAUUGCUCUGGAAUCUGGUUUCAUGAAAGAUAAAUGGCAACCACAUAACCAUGUGGGUUGGAGUGAAGACAGUGCUGCCCCCAAGGUGUUGCCUUCAUUGCCUGAACUUUGAAGCAUAUGUAACGGGUUCAUUAGAAUAAUGUACAUGUAAGCGUGUCCACAAAGAACAAUGGUAAAAGACUAAACAAAAAAUCAAAUCAUGAAAUGUCUAACCUGUAAUUCUUUUUUAAAAAACAAAUAUCAAAUUAGCAUCUUGGAAAAAAUGCUAUUUCCCUUCCACUUCAAAUAGCUGUAUCACAAUUAAAUACAAAACACUACACACCUGAGGUACAGUCGGCUAUUCAUUUAUACUCCCAAAUUAGAGUUACAGACAGCUGAGCCCAAAAGGGUGAUUCAAAUUUAAAGUCCUACAGAAAUAACCCUUUUCUCUUUUUUGUAAGUACAUCUUGUACAGAAAUGUUUUGUAAUCUAAGUAAAUCACUUAAAAAAAUUUUUAGAGGCAGGGUAUGUUCACACAGUUAAGCUGAAAGAAAGCACUAAUUUUAUCUAGUUUUUUUAAAUAUUUAGGCAAAUUAAGAUUUUAAACUCUAGAUUGUAAAUAUAUUUUGCUAUACUUGUAUGUGGCUGCUGAAGCACUUUGUAAAGAAAUUAGGUUAUUUUAGAAUGGUACACUAUGCAUUAAAAUGAAAUGUGCCUUUAACAAUGUCAUACUACAAACUGUCUUGCAGUUAACUAUCAAAUUAAAGUUUAAAUAGUGAAAUUUGUAUAUGAAAACAUGAUUUACUGAUUUGAAUCCUAUAAUCUUGCUUUUUGGUCUUUAGAUAAAAAUUGUGUUUAG
Podarcis lilfordi (Lilford's wall lizard) is the source of this 49968-nucleotide messenger RNA. Lineage: Eukaryota; Metazoa; Chordata; Lepidosauria; Squamata; Lacertidae. The record is from the annotation of a GenBank genome assembly.